This is a messenger RNA of Mugil cephalus (flathead mullet), 83542 nucleotides long. RefSeq names its product titin-like. The record is from RefSeq and is a predicted model, not a curated record. Gene Ontology annotation, biological process: protein phosphorylation. Gene Ontology annotation, molecular function: ATP binding; protein binding; protein kinase activity. Bases 205 to 82536 code for a protein of 27443 amino acids. The transcript has 214 exons. NCBI's taxonomy places the organism in Eukaryota, Metazoa, Chordata, Actinopteri, Mugiliformes, Mugilidae.
CCCCAGCCUGGCCUCGGGUGGAGGGAUUGUGAGGGAACAGAACUACAUCAUCUGGCUGUAGUUUUGUUUUGGGGACGUUGGAGGCUCGACCGUUCUCCCUGGACUUUGUGGAAAACCUUCUGUGGAUAAGGAGACUGCUCCAGACUCUGCUGGGCUCCGUCCCACCAGUCCAGGCAACCUUGUGGAUACAAGGUGCCGAUCAACAUGUCAACUCAGGCGCCGACGUUCACACAGCCGCUACAGAGCGUCGUGGCACUAGAGGGUAGUGCUGCGACGUUCGAGGCUCAAGUUAGUGGUUCUCCAGUUCCUGAGGUGAGCUGGUUCCGUGAUGGCCAGGUUCUUUCUGCUGCUGCUUUGCCCGGCGUUCAGAUCUCGUUCAGCGACGGCCGCGCUGUUCUGAGGAUCGUCGCCGUGAGCGCCGCACACAGCGGGAGGUUUUCUGUCAGAGCCACAAACGGAGCCGGACAAGCCACGAGCACCGCGGAGCUCCUCGUUACAGCUGAGACGGCGCCUCCAAACUUCCUCCAGAGACUUCAGAGUUUGACGGUGAGACAGGGCGGCCAGGUGAGGCUGGACGUCCGAGUCACAGGAAUCCCGACUCCCGUGGUCAAGUUUUACAGAGAAGGAGCUGAGAUCCAGAGCUCGACCGACUUCAGGAUCCUCCAGGACGGAGACCUGUACAGUCUGAUGAUCGCUGAGGCCUUCCCAGAGGACUCUGGGACGUAUUCUGUGACCGCCACCAACAGCAGUGGACGGGCCACGUCCACCGCAGAGCUGCUGGUCCAAGGUGAAGAAGCCGUUCCAGCAAAGAAAACCAAGACAGUGAUUUCACAAACCCAAACCAGACAGACCAGAGUGGAAAAGAGGAUGGAGGCCAGUUUCCAGGCCACCACCAUGAUGCAGAUGCAGGUAGAGGGCGCUGAGAUGACUCAGCUGCUGGCUCACAAGACUCCGCCCAGAGUUCCUCCCAAACCAGCGUCCAAGUCGCCCACUCAGCCCUCGCUGGUCGCUAAGAUGGCCGCAGGACGCCAACAGUCACCGUCACCUGUCAGACACGUGAAGGCGCCCACACCUUCACCUGUCAGGCCGGUCAAGUCCCCCAUCACCUCACGGAAGGAGGUGGUCGUCGGAGGUGUUGAUGUCCUCCCACCCUGGAAGCAGGGCGAGAUCGAGGUCAGCGUUGUCCAGCAGGGAGUCCUGGUCAAAGAGGCUGGGGGAGGGAAAAGAGCCGGGGCGGUGGCCACCGUGGUUGCCGCCGUCGACCUGGCUCGCGUCCGUCAGCCCGUGCAUGUGGAGGGCGGAGCUGAACAGGAGGAGGUGGAGGCUGUAGAGGUGGAGUUAAGGCAGUCGGUCGACCAGCAGUAUGGAGGAAGCUGGAUGUCGACCACAACUCAGUCUGCUCAGGAGUUCACAGCUGAACUGGCGCCCCCUCGGCCUCAGAUUCAAAGAGUGACAGAAAUCUCCUCCCGUGCGGAUGCUGGUCUUGGCCCGUCUCCAGGGGCACAUUUCACCGUUUCUAAAGUUUCUGUCCCAAAACCUGAACCUAGAUAUGAGGUUUCCAUCGCAGGCUCGGCUAUCGCCUCUCUGCAGAAAGAGUUUUCCUCAUCCUCCACCGCCACUAGAAAGAUCAUCAAGCCGGUCAAGUCCCCCAGUCCAUGCCGCCCGGCUGCAGAGACCAGGGAUACGCCGGAGCCCGUCCCACCGCCAUUCAGAGACUUCUCUGAGAAAUAUCCGAGUCGUGUCGGCUCUGAGUUACAGACGGGGGUGGUGUACUCGGGGGGCAUGCAGAGAGUUUAUGAGGACUGGGGAGCCCAGGUGGUGGAGGCAGCAGCCAUACCUUCAGCAGGUGGCGCCGUGGUCCCGCCGACACUGAUGAGUGGUUUGAAGAACACAAACGUGACGGAGGGCGAGUCGGUGACUCUGGAGUGCCAGAUCAGCGGUCACCCGGCCCCCGUCAUCAUGUGGUUCAGGGAGGACUACAAGAUUGAAAGCUCCAUCGAUUUCCAGAUCAGCUACGAGAACGGAUUUGCCCGGCUGGUAAUCCGCGAGGCGUUCGCUGAAGACAGUGGCCGCUUCACCUGCACGGCCACCAACGAGGCGGGAACCGUCAGCACCUCCAGCUACCUGCUCGUCCAGGUGUCUGAAGACAUCGAGAGCAGAGAGGAGAUUGUUGCAGAACAUGUUGAAAUUACUCAGCAGAAACUAGUUACUGAAGAAGCCAAAGGGGAGACCACGGCUCAGGUGAGCGUCGCAGAGUCAGAUACUGCUGCCGCCGCUCCCUUCUUCAUCAGGAAACCCACCAUCCAGAAGCUGGUGGAGGGAGGAAGUGUCGUGUUUGACUGCCAGGUCGGAGGAAGCCCCAAACCUCACAUUAUAUGGAAGAAGAGCGGCGUACCGCUCACCACUGGAUACAGAUACAAAGUUGCCUACAAGAAGGAAACUGGAGAGUGUAAGCUGGAGAUCUCCAUGACCUUCGCUGAUGAUGCCGGAGAAUACUCCGUCUUUGCCAAGAACCAGCUUGGAGAAGUCUCAGCUUCUGCCAGUCUGCUGGAGGAAGAGGCAUAUGAAGCCUACAUGAAGACACAGGAAGCUACCUUUAAGGCUGAAGUAACAGCCGUGGUCCAAGAGCCCAAAGUGGGAGACAUUCCCCCCAUCACUGUUGAACAGAUGACCACCACCAUCAUAUCCGGACAGGAGUUCCACCUGUCCAUCACUGAGCAGAGGAUGAUCCAGGAGAUUGAGUUCAGUAUCAUGAAGAUCACCUACAGAGAGAUAGUGACAGAAGAUGGAGAGUUGAUGGUGACCGCCACCCCCACAGAGGCCGUUCAGCCGGCCUUCGACACGCCGGUCAAAAACUACAGGAUCAUGGAGGGAAUGGGCGUCACAUUCCACUGCAAGAUGUCUGGAAUGCCACUUCCAAAGAUUGCCUGGUACAAAGACGGUCAGCGCAUCAGGCCUGGAGGCCGCUACCAGAUGGAGGUUCUCCAGGAUGGACGAGCCAGCUUACGUCUGCCUGUCGUGCUACCGGAGGAUGAAGGCGUGUACACCGCCUUCGCCACCAACAUGAAGGGAAACGCCGUCAGCUCUGGGAAGCUCUACGUGGAGCCGUCUGGAGCUGUAACACCUCAGAGAUAUACACCACAGCCGGCAGUGCAGAGGAUCAGGUCCACAUCUCCUCGUUCUCUGAGCCGCUCGCCUGGACGUUCUGCCAGCCGCUCUCCUGCACGUUCUCCGGCCCGACGGCUCGAUGAGACCGACGAGGCUCAGCUGGAAAGACUCUACAAACCCGUGUUUGUCAUGAAGCCUUCUUCAUGUAAAUGCUCUGAGGGGCAAACAGCCAGAUUUGACCUGAAGGUCGUCGGCAGACCGAUGCCAGACACAUACUGGUUCCACAAUGGACAACAAGUGGUUAGUGAUUUCACCCACAAGAUAGUGAUUAAAGAGGAUGGUACUCAGUCCCUGAUCAUCGUCCCGGCCAUGCCACAGGACUCUGGAGAGUGGACAGUCGUCGCUCAGAACAGAGCUGGACGGACGUCUAUCUCCAUCACUCUCACAGUUGAUGCUAAAGAAACUUUGGUGCGUCCUCAGUUCAUUGAGAAGCUGAAGAACAUCAGCGUAAAGCAGGGCACCCUGGUUGAACUGGCCGUCAAAGCCAUUGGAAACCCCUUGCCUGACAUCGUCUGGUUGAAAAACAGCGAUAUUAUCACUCCACACAAACACCCACACAUCAAGAUUGAAGGAACAAGAGGAGAAGCCAAAUUCCAGAUUCCCUCAUCAGCCGGCUCUGACAGUGCCUGGUACACUGCUACAGCCAUCAACAAGGCCGGCAGAGACACCACACGCUGCAGAGUCAACGUGGAGGUGGACUAUGUAGAGCCUGAACCAGAGAGGAAGCUCAUUAUUCCCAAAGGAACCUACAAAGCCAAAGAAAUCGCCCCUCCAGAAGUGGAGCCUCUUCAUCUGCGAUAUGGCCAGGAGCAGUGGGAGGAGGGCGACCUUUACGACAAAGAGAAGCAGCAGAAACCACAGUUCAAGAAGAAGCUGACCUCUAUCAGAAUGAAGAGGUUCGGUCCGGCUCACUUUGAGUGCAGACUGACUCCCAUCGGUGACCCCACCAUGGUGGUGGAGUGGCUACAUGACGGCAAACCACUGGCUGCUGCUAACAGGCUGCGUAUGGUCAAUGAAUUUGGUUACUGCAGCCUCGACUAUGAAGUCGCUUACGCCAGAGACAGCGGCGUCAUCACCUGCAGAGCAACCAACAAGUUUGGAGUCGACCAGACCUCGGGCACCCUGAUCGUCAAGGACGAGAAGGGUCUUGUGGAGGAAACACAACUUCCUGAAGGAAGGAAAGGUGCCCACCGAAUAGAUGAGAUGGAGCGCAUGGCUCAUGAAGGAGGACCUGCUGGAGUCAGCACUGAUGAGGAAAGUGAAAAGACAAAACCUGAGAUUGUCCUUCUUCCAGAACCAGCCAAAGUCCUGGAAGGAGAUGUUGCCCGAUUCCGCUGCAGAGUGACCGGUUAUCCAGCACCAAAGGUUAACUGGUACCUGAACGGACAACUCAUCCGCAAAAGCAAGAGAUACCGACUUCGUUAUGAUGGUAUUUACUAUCUGGAGAUUGUCGACAUCAAGUCCUAUGACUCUGGAGAGGUCAGGGUGGUUGCAGACAACAACCUGGGCUCAGCUGAACACACUGUGAAGCUGGAGAUCCAACAGAAGGAAGAUUUCAGGACUCACCUGCGCCGUGCCCCCGAGGCCAAACCAGCUGAAGCUGCCCCCGAACCUGGAAAAACACCAUUUGAGGUGGUGAAAGUUGAGAAACCUGCAGAGGACACUCAACUGAAAGAAGUGGUCACGCUCAAGAAGGCCCAGAGAAUCGUCCAUGAAAAAUCCACAGAGGAGACAGAGGAGCUGAGGAGCAAGUUCAAGCGCAGGACGGAGGAAGGUUAUUAUGAGUCCAUUACGGCGGUAGAGCUCAAGUCUCGUAAGAGGGACGAGUCCUAUGAAGACCUGCUGAAGAAGACGAAGGAGGAGCUGCUCCACCGUGCUAAGGAGAAGGAGGAGGCUGAGAAGAAGAAGGAGGAGGAGCGCAAAGUUACUGCAAAAGCACUCAAACCAGAGCGAGUCAAACUAUCAGCCAGCAUGGAAGCUCCCAAGAUCCUGGAGCGUAUAACCAGCCAGACCGUCGCACAGGGUGAUGAAGUCAAGUUCAGAGUCAGAGUUGUCGGCAGACCAGAACCAGAGUGUCAGUGGUUCAAGAACGGCAUCCAGCUGGAGAAGACUGACCGGGUCUACUGGUACUGGCCUGAGGACCACGUUUGUGAGCUGGUGAUCAGAGACGUCACAGCAGAGGACUCUGCUAGCAUCAUGGUCAAAGCAUCCAGCACUGCCGGAGAGACUUCCAGCCACGCAUUCCUGCUGGUGCAAGCAAAGCAAGUCAUUACCUUCACACAGAAGUUGGAGGACAUCAACGCCAACGAGAAGGACACCAUGGCUACAUUUGAGUGUGAAACCAACGAGCCUUUUGUUAAAGUCAGAUGGCUGAAGGACAACGUGGAGAUCUUCUCUGGAGACAAAUACAGGAUGCACUCUGACAGGAAGGUCCACUUCCUGUCUGUGCUGAUGAUUGGCAUGAGGGAUGAUGCAGAAUACACCUGCGAGGUUAUAGACGAGGAUGUCCACACAACCGCCAAACUCAAUGUUGAAGGAGCUCCUCUUGAGGUCCUGAAGCAGCUGGAGAACACAGAGGUACCAGAGACAUACUCUGGAGAGUUCGAGUGUGUUGUAUCUCGUGAAGAUGCUGAAGGAAGCUGGUUCUUUGGAGAAAAGCUGCUUGAGUCCAGCAGUAAAUACAUCAUGACCUCCCGCCGUGGAAGACACACUCUCUCUGUGAAAGAUGUGAAGAAGGAGGACCAGGGAAAAUACUCCUUCAAAGUGGGCGAGUUCAAGUCGAGUGCCUCUCUGAAGAUGAAACUGCGUCCAGUGACUCUGAUUCAGCCUUUGACCGACCUCACGGUCUGCGAGGGUGACAUCGCUCAACUAGAGGUCAAGUUCUCCCAGGAGGACGUUGAAGGAACCUGGAUGAAAAAUGGCCAGCCCAUCACAGCCUCAAACCGUGUGCACAUCAUUAUCGACAAACAAAUCCACAAACUCCUAAUCGAGGACACCAACAAGGAUGACUUUGGAAUGUACUCCUUCACAGUUCCUGCUCAGGAGAUUUCAACCUCUGCAAAGCUGCUUGUUCAGACUAUUGGCAUCUUAAUCCCACUUAAGGACACUAGUGCCAUUGAAGGCACCAAGGCAGUCCUGGAAGCCAAGAUCUCGGCUCAAGACAUCAGUUCCGUCAAAUGGUACCACAAUGACAAGCUACUGACACCCAGCGACAGAAUCCAAGCAGUGGCGAAAGGAGCCAAGCAGCGCCUGGUCUUCUCCAGGACGUACGCCUCCGAUGAAGGACACUACAAACUGGUGGUUGGCCGAGCUGACACCAGCUGCAAGUUUAGUGUUGAGACUGUCCAGAUCCUGUCCCCAAUGAAGAACAAGCAGUGCUCAGAAUCUGAGAAUGUUACAUUUGAAGUUGAGGUUUCUCAUCCUGGCAUCGAUGCCUUCUGGACUUUCAAGAGGCAGCCACUCAAAGCCGGCGCCAAGCACAAGAUGGAGUCCAAGGACAAGCGCCACACCCUGACGGUCAUAAACGCAAUGAAGGAUGAAGAGGGCGAGUACAUGUUUGCCGCUGGUGAGAAGACAUGCAGCGCUUCCCUCACCGUAUCAGGUGGUGCCAUCAAGAAGCCGCUGCGUGAUUUAGUGGUGGCUGACUCCCAGACCGCCACGCUGGAGUGUGAAGUAGCCAACCCAUCUGCAGAAGGCAAGUGGCUGAAAGAUGGCCAGUCUGUCGACUUCAGCGAGAACGUCCUGAGCGAGGUGAACGGGGCAGUGAGACGCCUCGUCAUCAUCAUCACCAAAGCCACCGACAUCGGAGAAUACACCUACCAGGUCGCCACUUCCAAGACCACAGCUACCCUGAGAGUCGAGGCUGUCAAGGUCAAGAAGACCCUGAAGAACCUGAACAUCGUGGAAACUCAGGAGGCAGUGUUCAGCCUGGAGCUGACCCACGAGGAUGUGAGGGGAGCACAGUGGAUCAAGAACGGCGUUGAGAUCCUGCCCAGUGACAAAUACGAAAUCAACAUAGAAGGGACAGUCCACACCCUGAAGAUCAAGAACUGUACUACACAGGAUGAGUCUGUCUACUCCUUCAAACUGGGAAAAUUGUCCGCAAAUGCCAGACUAAAUGUUGAAACCAUAAAGAUCCUAAAGAAGCCAAAGGAUGUGACUUCUCUGCUUGGAGCGACCGCCGUGUUUGAAGUUGGUAUCUCAGAGGAAGACAUCCCAGUGAAAUGGAUGUUCAACAACACAGAGCUGAAGUCCAACGACCACUACAAGAUGCUGUCUGAGAAGAAGACCCACAAACUGAUUGUCCAGGAUGUAGACAACAGCAAAGAGGGCGAGUACACCGCUGUGGUGGGCCACCUGCAGUGCAGCGCUCACCUCACCGUUGAGUCUCUGCGAGUCACCAAACCCUUGAAGAGCGUUGAGGUCCCAGAGACUCAGGUGGCCACGUUCGAGUGUGAAGUCUCUCACUUCAACGUCCCGUCCACCUGGCUGAAGGACGGCGUGGAGAUCGAGAUGAGCGAGAAGUUCAGGAUUGUGGUUCAGGGGAAACUCCACCAGCUGAAGAUCAUGAACACCAGCACUCAGGACUCUGCAGAAUACACGUUUGUCUGCGGCAACGACCGAGUCUCAGCCACACUCACCGUCAGCCCUAUCCUCAUCACCUCCAUGCUGGAGGACCUCAACGCCCAGGAGAAGGACAUCGUGACAUUCGAGGUCAAUGUCAACUACGAGGGCAUCACCUACAAGUGGCUGAAGAACAACGUGGAGAUCAAGUCCACAGACCGAUGCCAGGCUCGGUGCAAACAGCUCACUCACACUCUGAGCAUCAGGAACGUCCACUUUGGAGACACCGCCGAGUACACCUUCAUGGCCGGAUCCGCCGUUACUUCGGCUAAACUUUAUGUGGAGGCUCGUGUGAUUGAAUUCACCAAACACCUGAAAGACCUUAAGAUCACUGAGAAGAAGAGGGCAACCUUCGAAUGUGAAGUCUCUGAGCCGAAUGUCCAGGUGAUGUGGAUGAAGGACGGUCAGGAGCUGGAAAUGUCUGACAGAUACAAAAUUACCUCUGAUAAUUAUGUGCACCGCCUGGUUCUGCCAUCUGUCCGCCUGUCUGAUGCUGGUGAAUACACCGCUGUGGCCGGGUCAAGCAUGUCCAAGGGACAUCUGGGAGUCGAAGGAAGAGAUGUCAGAAUCUCAGAGCCGGUCAGCCGGGACAUCACAGUGGUUGAGAAACACCGAGCAACCUUUGAGUUUGAGGUGGAUGAGGAUGACGUGGAAGGUCGCUGGCAGAGGAAUGGCGUGGAGAUCCAGUUCUCAGUGGAGGAGAGGUUCAACUAUGCCACCAUCAGGAAGCUACACCGCCUCACCAUCUCUGAGACGUACAGGAGCGACGCUGGGGAGUACACCUUCUUAGCCGGCAAAAACAGGAGCACCAUGAAUCUUCAUGUUAAAUUGCCAGAACCUCCUCAGAUCGUGCGCCACAUGCAGCCUCAGACAGCGAUGUCCGGACGGUCAGUUCGCUUCUCGGCGCAGGUGAGCGGCAUCCCUCAGCCUCAGGUGUCCUGGUACAAAGACUCCCAGAUCCUGACUACCAGCUACAAAUGCAAGCUCCUCCAUGAUGGAGAUGAGCACACGCUGCUGCUCCUCGAGGUCUUCCCAGAGGACGCCGCCACCUACAGCUGUGAGGCCAAGAACGACUAUGGAGAGGCAACAAGCUCCGCCCCUCUCACUGUGGAAGUUCCUGAGGUUGUUGAAGUUUCUCAGGUUUCUGCUCCGGUCCUCGUCACUCCCAUGAGGGAUGUGCUGGCUUCGGAGGGAAAACCUACUGUGUUCCAGUGUCGCAUUUCUGGAGAAGAUCUGCAGAUUUCUUGGUUCUGCAAGAACAGAGAGAUCAAAGAGUCUGACAUCUUCAGGAUGUCUCAUUAUGGUGAAAACUGCCAGUUGGAGAUCUCCAGAGUCGUCCUCCAACACGAGGGAGAGUACUCAUGUGUUGCCACUAAUUCAGCAGGAAUGGUGACAUGUGCUGCCACACUGAAUAUUGACGUAACUACGGUGGAGAAGGAACCUGAGACUCAGAUCCAGGAGGAAGUCAAAGCCUUCUCUAGUUCAACCAUCACAGUGGAGGAGGAAACUCAGGAGUCGUACCACACCGGCCUAACGUUACCAGACAAAACCAGAACACUUGAACUCCGGCCAGAGUCCAGAUGCUACUCUAGCACUCUGGAGAGAAAAAAACAAAAACCAGUUUUCUUCAGCAAACUUUCUCCAGUGGUCGUGACUGUUGGUGAAAGGGCAGUGUUUACGGUCCGAGCCUCUGGUUUCCCUGAACCCAGUGUUCAGUGGUUCCACAAUGGACAGAGCAUCACAAGUUCAUCCGUGUUCACGUUCAUUCACCAACAUGAUGAGUACAGUUUGGUCGUUAACAAAGCUGAGAGGGAAUUUGAGGGUGAAUAUUCCUGCACUGUCAGCAACAGGUUCGGUCAUUCCUCCUGCUCUUCUUAUCUGCACGUUCACAUUAAGGAGCCUGAAAAAGUCCUGACUGGGAAAGCACCAGAAUUUGUUCAAACAAUUGAUUGUGUGGAGGUGCUGGAGGGAGGUCAGGGUUUCUUCAGGUACACUGUGACAGGAGAUCCUCUCCCUGAGGUUCAGUGGCUCAAAGGCAGCUUCCACAUUCAGCCCAGUGGAUUCUGCAUCAUCGUGAACAACCCCGACGGUUCUGGCUUUAUUAAUAUUAAGAGUGUCAAACAAGAGCACAGCGGCAGCUACACCUGUAAGGCCAUUAACCAACACGGAGAAGCCUCUUGUACUGCAGAGCUGUUGGUGUUUAUAGCUCAGGAAGAGUUAGUGCAGAAAAGUAAAAGUUUGAAGAUUUCUAUGAGCGAACAAACAGAACGCAGACUGUUCCAGGAAAGAGCUCGGUCUGAUCAGAUGAUUUACACCAUCAGCACCGAGGACAGACAUAUUAUACCCAGCGAGGAGGUGGGAAGCCUCCAAGAGCUCAAUAUCUCUGCUGCCACCCUCCAUCGAGAGCAACUGACCCACCAGGCAGCGGUGCUGCAGUCACUCAAUGUUCAGGAGACGCUUUCUGUGGCUCCAACUCAUCCACCUCAGGUCUCAGCUGUUCCUAUGAAACAGGGUCAGACAACCUCUUUCUUGUCUUCAGUCCAAGAGAGACAGAGGAUCACGGAGCAGCACUCUGAGCGGAUCCUCAGCCCUGAGGUGGUUGAGCUUGAGUUUGCCAAAGAGCAGCCAUCCAAGCUACUGUCGGCUACAUCCCAGGAGGUCCUUCCCCUCAGCACCGUGAGGGCUGAGGCUUUGACAGACCAAGCACCAGAGCUCAUCCAGACCUCGACUGAACCCAGGCAGCUUGUUAGUGGUCACCACGUAGAGUCCACUCUACCCAUCCUGGACGAAGGUUUGGUCAUCGUUCAUAGGCCAGGGGAGGAGAGGUGUUUCAUGGUCACCGAGGGUGUAAAGAUUUUGUACUCGGCUCAGUCUGCAGAUCGACUGCAGCUCACAGAACAACACACUGAACCUCUGCCAGCUGUAGAUGCAGCCACUGAACCAUUGACUUUAAAAGAACAACCUAAAGCAGUUGUAGCACCAGUGAGUGAAGCUAGAGUGACUUUAUCCAAAGAGCAGACAUUAGAGAUACAAAGACCAGACCAGGAGAGCAUCCUUCCACAUAAAGACAGGUUAUAUAAGUCAGCUGGAACUAGUGAAGAGAAGCAUGAGCUCCAAGCUGAACACACAGGACAAGUUCCACCUAUAGCAGCUUCUGUGAGUCUGCAGCCUCAGCGAGAGGAGGAGCUCCUCCUGAAUCUGCAGGUCAUCAGUGACCAGGACGUUUUACAGUCAGACGGAAGGUUCAGUGGAAAAACACCGUCUCCAGAGCAGGCCAACGUCAGAAAAAGUCUGAACCUGCUGCAUUCAGUGACACAAGUAGAGCAGAGGACUGUUGUUUGUGAAGCAGAUACAGAGUUCACAGCAAAGACUGAGGCCACCACUUCCCAGACAAAGAAAGAGUUACCUCCAGCUAAACAUCUUCACUCCAUCCAUUCAGUGUCAAUCUUACCAAAGGAAGGUAUUCUUACUAUCAUCAGGCCUGAUGAGCAGGUGGCAGUUCAGAGAAAGGGAAGGAUGAGAAGGCAUGCUGCUACCUCAGAGGAGAGGAGAGAGAUCAGUGCAGAUUAUCACAAAGACCUGGAUGUGUCUGUGUCUGGGGUCCAGUCUCAGCUCUGCACAGAACCCAGGCCUCCAAAUGUCCUCCCCGUAUCCUCCCAACCCUCCCGGCUGUCCAAGGAGACUCCUCUAGUUGCUGACGUCAAGCCGCAGCGAGCAAUGGUCCAGAGAGAAGACCGCUGGAAUAUCCUGCAGUCUUUGAAUGUCAUAGAAACUCAGACUCUGGAGGAGAAGCACACCGCCAUCUUUGAGACUGAUGAGAAAUUCAGACCAGAGAUGAAAUUUGAGCCCAAGAUCCCAAAGAAGCCCAUUUUCAUAGAAGAGAAGGCAGUGGCCACUGAAAGCUGCACUGUCUUAGAGGCUGCUGAGCAAGACUUUGCUGUCCACAUACAGGAGGGUCAGUCGGUCCGACGGUCAGUGCUGCUAGAGGAGAAGCAGGUCAUCGAGGACGAGCAGUCCACAGAAAUCCAUAAAUCUGAGGGCUCAGUCGUCAGUGUUCAGACGCAGCCAAAAGGAGUUCUGUGCCUCCAUGAGUCUCAGGACACUCACACUCUCCCCAAAGAACUCCACUUUGUCCUUCACAUCCCCAAACCAUCAAGUUUAAAUGUACGCCAUCAGCUCAGAGAUGCUCUUGAGUCGGCCGUGGCCCAGGACCAGCUGGUGUUACUGGCUGACGUGGUAGGAAGGUUAGAGUCGGUAGAGAUACAGGAGGUGAAAGUGCAGAGAGAGCCCAGACAGGAGUCACAUACGUAUCUCAUCACAUCUGCCGGUGCCCCGCUGGAGAUCACUCUGACUCUAGAAGGAGAAUUUCCUCAGAAGUGUGAUAUCAGGUCUGAACUCCAGGUGGCGCUGCAUGCCAUGGUUUACCAGGAUCAGCAAAGCCUCAUGUCAGAGCAACGCACAGUGAGAACGGAAGAGCCUCAGAGAGUCCAGGUGAGGUCAGCUACCUUCAAACAGAUGCUGUCGUCUGUGGUGGACACAGUGAUGGUGGAAGAGAGCGUAGCUGGGUUUCCUGCUGAUCUGUCUCAGUCUGCAGACGUCAAAAUGGAAGCCAAGGCUUCCUUCCAACGUGCAAUAGUUCAGGGUCACACUGAGAUCUGCGAGUCCAGACAGAUGUCGGUUCACAAAGAGGAAUAUCUGUCCGAGGCCAUCAUGAUCAGUGAGUCCUCAGACACUCUGCUCGAUUAUCCCGUCGUCACUGAUUCUCUGGAGGAUGUUUGUGCUGAAGAAAACCAAAAAGCUGUUUUUACUGCCACAAUCAAGUCUGUCACUAAGGUAAACUGGUUUUUCAACGGUCAACUGGUGAAAUCUGGCAAAGAGUUCAAGUGUUACACAGACCACGACACAUACACACUGGUUAUCAACAAGGUUGUGAAAGAGAGGCAUCAAGGAGAAUAUGUGUGUGAGGCUGAGAAUGAAGCCGGCAGAACAAGAACAUCUUCCAGACUCACUGUGGUCUCAAGAGUGAAACCUGUGUUCAGGCACAGGAUUGUUCCCGUGGAGGUCAACAUUGGCCACAAUGCCAAGUUUGAAUGUGAAACUGAGGAUGCUCCUAAUGUGAGCUUCAAGUGGUUCAAAGAUGGGAAGCCCAUCAAAGAUGGGGAAAAGUACAGGAUCAUCAGUCGCUUCAACAUCUCCUCUCUGGAGCUCCUGAGCCCGACCAAGGACGACAGUGGUGAAUACACCUGCAAGGCAUCUAAUCAGCACGGUGCUGACGAAUGCACCGCUGCCCUCAGUGUGACGGAGCGUAAGGUUCCUCCAAACUUCACCAAGAGACCUUCCGAGUCCAUGGAGGACUCUAUGGGUAAGAUGGUAAAGAUGGAGGGCCGGGUGUCUGGCUCCCAACCACUGACUGUCACUUGGUACAAGGACGACAGCCAGAUCUUUGCCUCAGACAAAUAUGACAUCAGCUUCAAGAACAACAUGGCCGUGCUUUUUGUACGAGACUCCGCCUCCUCUGACAGUGGCGUGUACAAGUGUGAGGCUUCCAACGAAACCGGCAAAGCUUCCUGUCAGGUUUCUCUCACCAUCACAGAAACUGGCCAGGUUCCCAAGUUUGACGUUCCUCUGGAGCCAGUGACGGUGAAUGAAGGAGACAAGUUAAGCCUCAAAUGCGUCGUCAGUGGCUCUCCUCCUCUGGACAUCCAGUGGAUGAAAGACAGGAGGGAGCUGAAGUCCAGUGGAAAUGCCAAAAUCUCGUUUGUUGGUGGCACGGCCUGCCUGGAGCUCAGCCAGGUGUCCAAGGCCGAUGCAGGAGAUUACCUCUGCAAGGCCAGCAAUGCUGCCGGCAGCGACUUCUGCAAGGCCAAGGUCACUGUGGCAGAUAAAGGAACUAAAGCUGCCCCAGCAGAGGCUGGUGCCCCAGCUGCAGCUGUCCCAGUCAAACGCCUCGACAACUUGUUCUUCAUCGAGGAACCCCAAAAUGUUUCUGUGGUAGAGAAGGGUACCGCGACCUUCAUCGCUAAGAUCGGAGGCGACCCGAUCCCCAGCGUGAAGUGGAUGAAAGGCAAAUGGAGACAGAUAACCCCUGGAGGUCGCAUCUCCAUCACACACAAGGGCCAGGAUGCCAAGAUGGAAAUCAAAGAGGUGACCAAGUCUGACUCAGGUCAGUACAGAUGUGUCGCCACCAACAAGCAUGGAGAAAUCGAGUGUGGCGUCGACAUGGAAGUUACCAAAAAGGAGGAAGUAGAAGGAAUGGGAGACAUCAGAAGCAAGCUCAAGAAGACUCCCUCCAAGCAGAAGAGUCCAAAGAAACCAGAGGACAUAGAUAUCGUGGAGUUGCUCAGAGGUCAUGAGCCCAAAGACUACGAGAGGAUCCUGCGGGAACAUGGAAUCCAUGACUACCGAGCCAUCCUGCAGGCCAUUGAAUUCCUGAAGAAGGAGAAGGAGAUGCAGACAGGACGACCGGAGGUGGAACGUGGUGGUCGGGUUGAAGAGGAGGACAUGGCUCGACUAAUCCAUCAGCUGGAGGGACGCGUCGGCACAGAGCCUGUCUCUGUGAUGGAGGACAUCUCUGACCAGACUAUCCCCGAGAACCAGAGUGCCACCUUUGAGUGCCAGAUCAAGAUCAACUACCCAGAGAUCACUCUGUCCUGGUACAAGGGAACCCAGAAACUGGACAACAGCGACAAGUACGACAUCAGCAGCGUGGGCGACCGCCACUAUCUGAAGAUCAAGAGCUGCUCGGUCAAAGAUCAGGGCGACUACCGUGUGGUGUGCGGUCCUCACAUCUCCAACGCCAAACUCACCAUCACAGGAGCUGGUUAUAAGUCAGCCGACCAGAUUCAGUUCACUAAAUGCAUCAGAAGCAUCGAGGUCAGCGAACGCCACUCUGCCACCUUCGAGUGCGAGUUGUCCUUUGACAACGCUACCGUCACGUGGUACAAAGACACCUCUGAGCUCAGAGAAAGUCCAAAGUAUAACUUCAGAACCGAGGGCCGGCGCCACUUUAUGACCAUCCGCAAUGUGACGGAGCAGGACGAAGGCGUUUACUCUGUGAUCGCUCGUCUGGAGACGAUGGGAGAAACUCGAAGCACAGCGGAGCUUUACCUUUCAGGCAAAGAGAUUGGGUUAGGAAGGGUUCCUCAGGACGUCCCAGACGUAUCCGUUUACGUACCUGAAGCAGUGUCCAUGCUGGUCUGCAGAGAUUCCUCCGAGUCGUAUCACUACGAGGAGAUAACUGAAGUGAAAGUCUCUCAAACUGUGACGGUUGAAGAGGAGAUGGUUUCGGUUCGGUUCUCCUCCAUCACAGAAGAGAAAAAACCUGUUGAAGAAAUGAUUGAGAGGACUCAGAUGGAGGUCCAACAAGGAACCCCUGAAGUUCCUGAGGUUUACAGGAGAGCCGAGGAGAAACCAUUGGCGCCUCCAGCUUCAGUACCUGAAGCGAAGAAGCCUGAGGCUGUGGUCCCGACUCGGCGGGAGGAAGCUGCAGCUCCACAAGUUGCUCUCCCAGAGGAGAAGAAACCAUCUGCACCUGCACCAAAGCCUUCACCUCCUCCUCCCCUCCCUCCUGCUGCUCAGAAGGUUUCUCCUCCUGCAGUUGCUCCCCCAGAGGAGAAGAAACCAUCUGCACCAGAACCAAAGCCUUCACCUCCUGCUCCCACUCCUCCUGCUGCUCAGAAGGUUUCUCCUCCUGCAGUUGCUCCCCCAGAGGAAAAGAAACCAUCUGCACCAGAACCAAAGCCUUCACCUCCUCCUCCUGCUCAGAAAGUUGCACCUCCUGCUCAGAAGGUUUCUCCUCCUGCAGUUGCUCCCCCAGAGGAGAAGAAACCAUCUGCACCAGCACCAAAGCCUUCACCUCCUCCUGCUGCUCAGAAAGUUGCACCUCCUGCAGUUGCUCCCCCAGAGGAGAAGAAACCAUCUGCACCAGAACCAAAGCCUUCACCUCCUGCUCCCGCUCCUCCUGCUGCUCAGAAGGUUUCUCCUCCUUCAGUUGCUCCCCCAGAGGAGAAGAAACCAUUUGCACCAGAACCAAAGCCUUCACCUCCUCCUGCUCCUGCUCAGAAAGUUGCACCUCCUGCUCAGAAGGUUUCUCCUCCUGCAGUAUCUGCCCCAGAGGAGAAGAAACCAUCUGCUCCUGCACCAAAGCCUUCACCUCCUGCUGUGUCUCCUGCUCAGAAAUUUGCACCUCCUGCAGAGGAGAAGAAAGCAUCAGGACCAGAACCAAAGCCUUCAGCUCCUGCUCCUCCUGCAGGUAGCUCUGUCUCUGAAGAAAAGAAACCAUCUCCACCAGCAACAAAGCCACCAGCAGAGAAGGUGGUAUCUGCUGCAGCUCAUGUUGCUCCAGUGGAGAAGAAACCGUCACCACCUGCCUUAAAGGCUGAACCCUCGCCUGUAUCAGAGGAAGUCUCUAAACCUGAAGACAAAGAACCUGUUUCUGCACCUGGACCGACUAAAGAUGGAAAACCAUCGGAGGAGACACCUAAAGGCCGAGGCCGAGGAUUUGGGGCGAGACAAACGCCGUCUCCUGGUGAUGGUGGCCGUGGCCGUGGACUGAAACCUGGUGGAAAAGGUCCAUCACCGCCAGAGGAACCAUUUGGAGGAUUCAAGCUCAAAGCUGUUCCUCUGAAGUUCAUCAAGAAGCUCCAGGACAUCGUGCUGCAGGAGGCCGAGUCCAUCGGCUCAGCGGCUGUGUUUGAAUGUGAGGUCUCGCCCUCCACCGCCAUCACCUCGUGGAUGAAAGAUGGCAGCAACCUGCGCGAGAGCCCCAAACACAAGUUCACCUCUGACGGCAAAGAUCGCAAGUUGAACAUUAUUGAUGUGCAGCUGUCUGACACUGGAGAAUACACCUGUGUGGCCAAGAACGCUGGGAAGGAGGUCUCCUGCACGGCCAAGCUCAUUGUUGAAGAGCUGCCGGUGAAGUGGUUGAAGGAACUGGAACCGGAGGCGUCCUGUAUGAAGGGUCAACCCUUGUACCUGACCUGUGAGCUGAACAAAGAGAGAGACGUAGUCUGGAAACACAACGGAGCUGUCGUGAAGAAACAGGCAGGAAAAGUGGCCAUCAACGUGAUCGGCCUGCAGCACGCUGUGACCAUCCAGAACUCCACAGAUGAUGAUGCCGGAGUCUACACCUGUGAGGUGGAGGGACAGGAGGAUGUCAAGACUACAACCGAUGUUAAAGUGAUCGAAAUCAUCAAGGACUGGCUGGUGAAGCCUCUGAGAGACCAGCAUGUCAAACCUAAGGCCAAGGCCACGUUUAAGUGUGAGCUGUUCAAGGACACCCCCAACUGGAAGUGGUUCAAAGGAGAGAACGAGUUGGCUCCAUCCGACAAGGUGGAGAUCAUCAAAGAUGGGAAAGACAUGACGCUGACCAUCAAGAACUGCCAGCCAGACGAUGUGUCCGACUACACCAUCGAGGUGGAGGAUCGGAGAUACACGGCCAAGCUGACUCUCGGAGAGCGUGAGGCUGAGAUCCUGAAGCCGCUCUCCAGCGUGGAGGUGAUUGAGAAGGAGGAAGCCAGCUUUGACACUGAGAUAUCCGAGGAUGACGUAGUUGGUGAAUGGAAGUUGAGAGGCCAAGUGUUGACGAGGUCCCCGACCUGUGACAUUAAGGCUGAGGGCAGGAAGCGUUUCCUGACGCUGAAGAACGUCCAGCUGGAUCAGGCUGGUGAAGUGUCGUACCAGGCUCUGAACGCAAUCACGAGCGCCGUGCUCACCGUCAAAGAAAUCGAAAUGGGCUUUGUUGAGCACCUGAAGGACAUUUCAGUGCCUGAGAAGAAACAGGCUAAGUUUGAAUGCUCCAUCACCAAGGAUGUGCCAAAAGUGCUGUGGUACCGGGGUGCAGAGAUUGUCACCCCGAGCCCUAAAUAUGAAAUCAUUGAUGAUGGAAAGAAACACAUGCUGAUCAUUAACAGCUGUGAGUUUGACGAUGAGGCUCACUACACCAUCGAGGUGUUGGGCCAGAAAUCAACGGCUCAGCUGGCGGUGGAAGGCAUGAGGCUCAAAUUUGUCCAGAUGCUUCAGGACCAAACAGUGAAAGAAGGUAACACGGUACGAUUUGAUCUCGAACUGAGUCACGAGAACGUGCCGGUGGUUUGGUACCGAAACGAAGUCAAGCUUCACGUGAGCCGAACAGUGGUGACGCAUGUGGAAGGAAAGAAACAUUCUCUAGAAAUGAGGAUGUUGACACUAGAUGAUACGUGUCAGAUUAAAGCAGAGGCCAAAGGGAUUUACUCCACGGCCAAACUCACGGUUAUAGAGGGUGACGCCGUCUUCGUGGUGAAGCUGCAGGAUUACACGGCCACAGAGAAGGACGAGGUGACACUGGACUGUGAGCUGAGCAAAGACGUCCCUGUCAUCUGGUACCAUGAAGACAAGGAAGUCACCGCCUCCAAGAUGGUGGUCAUGAGGUCGGAGGGAACUCACAGGUCUCUAGUCCUAAAGAAGGUGGAGGAGAGCGACAAAGGCAAAUAUGUAUGUGACUGUGGAACUGACAAGACUUCAGCCACCAUCAACAUUGAAGCUCGUGACAUCAAGGUGGUCCGGCCGAUCUAUGGCGUGGAGCUGUUUGAUGGAGAGACAGCUCGAUUCGAGGUGGAGAUCUCUGAGGACGACGUCCACGGCCAGUGGAAGCUGAACGGAGAACCCCUCAGUCCUUCCUCCGACGUGGACAUCAUCGAGGAAGGAGGGAAGCAUACUCUCAUCCUCUACAACUGUAAAGUGUCCAUGACCGGAGAGGUGUCGUAUGCUGCCGCUAACGCCAAGUGUUCUGCCAACCUGAAGGUCAAAGAACUUCCUCUGAACUUCCUGACGCCACUGAGCGACGUUCAAGUGUACGAGAAGGACGAGGCGAGGUUUGAAAUUGAGGUGUCCAGAACUCUAAAGAGUUUCCGCUGGCUGAAAGGCUCACAGGAGCUGCAGAGCGACGACAAGUAUGAAAUGAUCCAGGAAGGAAAAAUGUACAUUCUGGUGAUUCGAUCGGCCGCCUAUGAGGACGAGGCCAAGUACAUGUUUGAGGCCGAGGACAAGAGGACGACUGGCAAGCUCAUCAUUCAAGGUAUCCGCCUGGAAUUCGUCAAACCGAUAAAGGACGUGACAGUGAAGGAGCGCGAAACGGCUGAAUUCAGCGUUGAACUCUCUCAUGAAAAGAUCCCAGUGGUUUGGUAUAGAAACGACAUCCGUCUGCACCCCAGCAAGGUGGUGCACAUGUCGGACCAUGGGAAGGUCCACACCCUGGCCUUCAAGGAGGUCACUAUCGACGACACCUCCAUGAUCAAAGUGGAGGCCAUGGACAAGACGGCAACCGCCAUGCUCACCGUCAUUGAGGGCGACCUGUAUUUCACCACCAAACUGCAGAACUACACAGCGGUGGAGAAGGACGAGGUGAAGCUGGUCUGUGAACUGAGCAAGGCUGUAGCCGACGUCAAAUGGUUUAAAGAUGGGAAGGAGAUCACUCCCUCCAAGAACAUCGCCAUCAGCACCGAUGGCAAGAAGCGCAUCCUGAUGGUCAGGAAGGCAGAGAAGGCAAACAUCGGCGAAUACACCUGUGACUGUGGCUCGGACAAAACCACAGCGAAUCUUAACAUUGAAGAGCGCGACAUCAAGGUGGUUCGUCCUUUGUACAGUGUUGAGGUAACGGAGACGGAGACAGCCAAGUUUGAGACAGAGAUUUCUGAAGAGGAUGUUCAUGGAAACUGGAAGCUGAAGGGAGAAGCUCUGCACCAGUCUCCGGAUGUGGAGAUCAAGGAGGAAGGAACCAAACACGUGCUGAUCCUCUAUAAUGUUCGCCUGGACAUGGCAGGAGGUGUCGACUUCUCAGCCGCCAACGCCAAGUCCAACGCUCAGCUCAGAGUGAAAUCUCGGUCCAUCGGGUUGAUGCGUCCUCUGAAUGAUGUCACCGUGACGGCUGGAGAAACAGCGACCUUUGAAUGUGAGCUGUCGUAUGAAGGGAUCUCCGUGGAGUGGUUCCUGGGAGGACAGAAGAUGGAGGCCAGCGACCGGGUGAAGACUCGGAUCGCGGGUCGAGUUCAUGCUCUGACCAUCAGAGACGUGAAGCUGACAGAGGCCGGCGAUGUCAAACUGACGUCCAAAGACUUCCAGACUCAGGCUCAGCUGAUUGUCAGAGAGCCUCCGGUGGAGUUCACUAAGCCUCUGGAGGACCAGACGGUGGAGGAGGAAGCCACGGCAACGCUGGAGUGUGAAGUCUCCAGAGAGAACGCGGAGGUCCGAUGGUUCAGAGAAGGUCAGGAGAUCAGGAAGACCAAGAAGUAUGACACCGUCACUGAUGGACGCAAGAGAGCACUUGUCAUCCACGACUGCACCCCUGAUGACGCCAAGCUGUACACCUGUGACGCCAAAGAGUUCAAGACUUCCUGUUUCCUGGAGGUUCUACCUCCUCAUGUGGAGUUUACCAAGCCUCUGCAAGAUGUGGAGGUCAGAGAGAAGGAGUCUGCUAAGUUUGAAUGUGAGGUGUCCCGUGAGUCUGCCAAGGUUCGCUGGUUCAAAGAUGGCAGUGAGAUCAGGAAAGGGAAGAAGUAUGAGAUCAUUGCUAAAGGAGUCCAGAGGAUCCUCAUUGUCCACAAGUCUGUGUUUGACGAUGAGGCCGAGUACGAAUGCGAUGCUAGGACUUCCAAGAGCUCCGGCAUGCUUACCGUCAUUGAGGAGGCACCCAGCUUCACCAAGAACCUGUCCAACGUGGAAGGGAUGGAGACGGACAGUGUGAAGCUGAUCUGUGAGGUGUCCAAACCCAGCGCCGACGUUACCUGGUACAAAGGAGACGAGGAGCUUCCGGAGGGAGGACGCUUUGACCAGAUCGUAGAUGGACGCAAGAGGAUCCUAAUCAUCCAGGACCUGAGGAUGGAUGAUGCCGGAGAGUACAACUGCAGGCUGAGUCCCACUGUCAGGACGUCCGCCACUCUCAAACUCAAUGAGCUUGCGGCGGAGUUCAUCGCCCGUCCUCAGAACCAGGAGGUGGUGGAGGGUGAGAAGGCUGAGUUCGCCUGUUCAGUGUCCAAAGACACCUACGAAGUGAAAUGGUUCAGAGGGGACAAGGAGGUCGAAGCCGGAGACAAGUACACCAUCAUCAGCGAAGGAAAGAGACGAGCUCUUGUUGUGAAAAACUGUGAGCUGAAGGAUGAGGGAGGCUACGUUGCCCACAUCGGCAGCGUCAAAGCCUCGGCUGAUCUGUAUGUGAUAGAAAAACUCAGGAUCAUCACACCGAUUAGAGACACAGAGGUGAAAGAAGGAAGUGAGAUUGUGUUCAAUUGUGAGACAAAUGCAGAGGGAGCGAAGGCCAAGUGGCUGAAGAACGAGGAGACCAUUUUUGAGAGCAGCAAGUACAUGAUGACUCAGAGGGACAACGUCUUUUCUCUGAGGAUCAAAGACGCCCAGAAAGGAGAUGAGGCCAACUACAGCAUCAACCUGACCAAUCAGAGAGGAGAGCAGGCCAAGAGCAGCGCCAGCGCCAGAGUCGCAGAGGAGAAGCUGAAGUUCCUGGAUCCCAUCGAGGACAUUGAGACUCAGGAAAAGAAGACUAUCAGCUUCGUUUGUAAGGUGAACCGGCCCGAGGUGACGGUGAGGUGGAUGAAGGCUGACGUGGAGGUGAUGCUCAGCAAACGCAUUGUCUACAGAGCCGACGGCCUAAAACACACCCUGACCAUCAAGGACUGCAUCAUGGAGGACGAGGGCGAGUACACCGCUGUAGUCGGAGACGACAAGUGUGCGGCCGAGCUAAUCAUCAGCGAGGCGCCGACCGACUUCACAGCGCAUCUCAAAGACCAGACCAUCACUGAGUUUGAGGAUGCAGAGUUCACCUGCAAGCUGAGCAAAGAGAAGGCUGCUGUCAAGUGGUACAGAAACGGACGAGAGAUUAGAGAAGGACCGAGAUAUCACAUGGAAAAAGAAGGCAAGACAUGCAGACUGAUCAUCAAGGUGUGCAGACCUGAUGAUGAAUGUGAAUAUGCCUGUGGUGUGGAUGAACGGAGAACCAGAGCCAGACUCUUUGUUGAAGAGACCCCGGUGGAGAUCAUCAGACCUCCUCAGGACGCCUUCGAACCUCCAGGCUCGGACAUUGUGUUUGAGGUGGAGCUAAAUAAGGACCGAGUGGAAGUGAAGUGGAUGAGAAACAACAUGAUCAUUGUCCAGGGCGACAAAUACCAGAUGAUCAGUGAGGGCAAAACCCACAGGCUGCAGGUCUGUGAGAUCAGACCCAGAGACCAGGGAGAGUACAGGAUCGUGGCCAAAGACAAAGAUGCCCGAGCCAAGCUGGAGCUGGCAGCGGUCCCAAAAAUCAAAACCACCGACCAGAAUCUGGUGACUGAUGCCGGGAAACCAUUCGUCAUGGGUGUACCCUACGAUGCUUACCCCCGCGCGGACGCUGAAUGGUCCUUUGAGGGUACUAUUCUGCCCGUCCAGAACAUCGACACCUCCGCCGACAAGACCGAGUACCGCCUAAAGAGCCCGAGCAAGGAGGACCGGGGCCGGUACAAGGUGGUCAUCAAGAACAAGCACGGCGAAGGAGAGGCGUUCAUCAACCUGGAUGUGAUCGACGUUCCCGGACCCGUGAAGAACCUGAGAGUGGUCGAUACUGCUGAUGGGGAGGUCAGUUUGGCCUGGGACGAGCCUGAGAGCGAUGGCGGCAGCAAGAUUGUUGCCUAUGUGGUGGAAAGACGUGAUGUCAAACGUAAGACCUGGACUCUGGCCACAGACCGAGCUGAUACUCCAGAGUACUGCGUCAGCGGCCUUCAGAAGGAAUCCAUGUACCUGUUCAGAGUCUGUGCCCGGAACAGAGUCGGCAGCGGACCCAUCGUUGCCACUGAGGAUGCUGUUCAGGCCAAGAACAAGUUUGAUGUUCCAGACGCUCCAGAGAACGUCGCUGUAGCUUCGGUGAGCAAGUUUGGCGCCACCGUCACCUGGGAGCCUCCCAAGUUUGAUGGCGGCUCAGAGAUUACUGCCUACGUGAUCGAGCUCCGCGACAGGACGUCUGUGAAGUGGGAGGCGGCAAUGGUGUGCGGCGUGAGCGACCGCUCUGCUUCCUUGAAUGACGUGGUGGAGAAUAAGGAGUACAUCUUCAGGGUCCGAGCAGAGAACAAGGCCGGCAUCGGCAGGCCCAGUGCCGCCACCAACCCCGUCAAGAUCAUGGAUCCCAUCGAGAGGCCGAGUCCACCUCUAAACCUGAACUACAGCGACCAAAUCAAGACAGCGGUGACACUGACCUGGGAGACGCCCACUAGCAACGGUGGCAGCAUGAUCACCGGCUACAUCAUCGAGAAAUGUGAUGAGGGCUCCGACAAGUGGCUGCGCUGCAACGCCAGGCUGUGUCCUGACCUCUCCUACCGGGUGUCUGGUUUGAAACCUGGUCAGAAGUACUUCUACAGAGUUUGUGCUGAGAAUGCUGCUGGUGUCUCGGAUCCAGCUGAGCAGCUCGGACCUCUGAUAGCUGACGACCCCCAUGUUGGUCCGACCUUCGACCUGAGUGGAUUCAGGAAUGGCCUGGAGGUCAUUGUCCCUCAGCCUCUCACCAUCAAAGUCCCCAUCACUGGGUACCCAACCCCCGUGGCCAAGUGGACAUUUGGGGAGAAGGAACUGACCACGGCGGAUGAGCGUGUCUCCAUGGUAACCAAACCCACCUACACUGAGCUGACGGUGUCGCCGAGCGUCCGUCCAGACAAAGGCACCUACACCCUGCAGCUGGAGAAUGACGUCACAUCUGUCUCUGGAGAGAUCGAAGUCAAUGUCAUCGCAUGCCCCAGUGCUCCUAAGGACUUUAAGGUGGCCGAGGUGACCCGACAUCACGUCCACCUGAUGUGGGAAACUCCAGAGCACGACGGAGGAAGUCCAGUCACCCACUACCAGAUAGAAAAGAGAGAGGUGUCUCGCAAGACCUGGGCCAAGGUGGCUGCUGGUGUCCUGGACCUGGAGCACACAGUAGCAGAUGUGAUUGAAGGGAAAGAGUAUCUAUUCAGUGUCAUCGCCUGCAACAAGUGUGGACCUGGAGAGCCGGCGUACAUCGACGAGCCCGUCAACGUCUCUUCUCCUGCCACUGUACCCGAUCCUCCUGAGAACCUUAAGUGGCGUGAUAAGAGUGCCAAGAGCAUCUUCCUUUCCUGGGAGCCUCCAAAAUAUGAUGGCGGUGCCCCCAUCAAAGGCUACGUGGUGGACAAGUGUCAGCGUGGUACAGACAAAUGGGAACCCUGCGGUGACCCCCUGCCUGAACUGAAAUUCCAGGUGACUGGCCUGAUCGAGGGUCAGUGGUAUGCCUACAGAGUCAGAGCAUUCAACAAGUUGGGAGCCGGCCGACCCUGUAGGGCCACUGAUGAGAUCCAAGCUGUGGAUGCUAGAGAACCUCCUGAGAUCCAGCUGGAUGUGAAGCUGCUUGCUGGUCUGACUGCCAGAGCCGGCACCAAGAUCGAGCUUCCGGCCGACGUCAAAGGAAAACCUGAUCCCAGGGUGAAGUGGACCAAGGCUGACCUGGUCCUGAAGGCAGAAGAUCGUAUCACCAUCGACACCCAGCCAGGACACUCCAAGCUCUCCAUCAGCAACACCACCAGAGGCGACACAGCAACCUACAUCAUUGAGGCGGUCAACACGUGUGGACGAGCCACGGCCACUGUUGACGUCAACAUCCUCGAUAAACCUGGACCUCCAGCUGCCUUUGAUAUUUCCGAGAUCACUAACGAGUCCUGCUUCCUGGCCUGGAACCCUCCCAGAGACGAUGGUGGCUCGCCCAUCACCAACUACAUUGUGGAGAGUCGUCAGAUGGACAAAGAGGAGUGGGUGAAGCUGUCAGCCACGGUGAAACACACCACCUUCAAAGCCUGCAAGCUCACACCUCUGAAGGAGUACGUCUUUAGGAUCAGUGCUGAGAACCAGUAUGGCAUUGGUGAACCUGCAGAGCACACUCCCAUCAUUGCGAAGUACUCCUUUGAUCCUCCCGGUCCUCCAACCAGAGUCACUCCCUCUGACAUCGCUAAGGAUGCCGUGACUCUGACCUGGUUUGAGCCUGAUGAGGACGGCGGCAGUCCCAUCACUGGAUACUGGAUUGAGAAGUUUGAUCCAGAGAGCGAUAAGUGGAUCAGAUGCAACAAACUGCCCAUCAAGGACACAACUUUCAGGGUAAAGGGACUCCCCACCAAGAAGAAGUACCGUUUCCGUGUUCUGGCUGAAAAUCUGGCUGGACCAGGAAAACCGAGCGCAGAGACCGAUCCUGUCCUCAUUAAAGAUCCCAUUGAUCCUCCAUGGGCUCCUGGUAAACCCGUCAUCAGGGAUGUUGGCAAGACUAUGGCUUUGUUGGCCUGGACUCGUCCGGAGCAUGAUGGCGGGGCAAAGAUCGAAGGCUACAUCAUUGAGUUCCAGAAGACUGGAAGCGAGGAAUGGAUCCGGAUUGCUGAGGACGUUCCUCAGACUGAGCAUCAGUUGCAGGGUCUGAUGGAGAAGCAGGAGUACUCGUUCAGAGUCAAGGCCGUCAACAAGGCUGGGGAAAGUGAACCCAGCGAGCCCAGUGACCCCGUGGUCUGCAAGGAGAGACUUUACCCUCCAUCAGCUCCUCAGUGGCUGGAGGUGACCAACAUCACCAAGACCAACGCUGACCUGAAGUGGCAGGCACCCAGCAGUGACGGAGGGUCCCCCAUCACCAACUAUGUAGUGGAGAAGAGAGACGUGAGGCGGAAGGCUUGGCAGACCGUGGACACCACCAUCAAAGAGCUGAAGUACACCGUGACUCCUCUCAACGAAGGGUCGCUGUACGUGUUCAGAGUUGCUGCCGAGAAUGCCGUCGGGAUGGGUGAAUUCUGCGAGCUGGAGGACGCCGUGCUCGCCAAGGACACGUUCACAACCCCUGGUCCUCCUUACGCCCUAACGGUGGUGGAGGUCACUAAGAGACAUGUGGACCUGAAGUGGGAACCUCCAAAUAGUAAUGGUGGAAGACCCAUAACGAAGUAUGUGAUUGAGAAGAAAGAAAAGAUGGGAACUCGUUGGCUGAAAUGCUGCAAGACUCCGGACAAACAGACUCAGUUCAAGGUAACGGACGUGGAUGAAGGUUCAGAGGUUCAGUUCCAGGUCAGAGCAGAGAAUGAAGCUGGGGUUGGAGAGCCAAGUGAACCCACCGUGUUCCUCACCAUCGAGGAUGCAACAAGUGCUCCAUCUCCUCCUCUGGAAGUGGCUAUCCCUGAUGCCAGCAGGGAGCACAUUAGUGUCACUUGGAAGCCUCCAGCCAAGGACGGCGGCUGCCCCAUCACUGGCUACCACGUUGAGGUGGCGGAGGCUCGUCCAGAGCUUAAGUGGCUCAGGGUCAACAACAGACCCAUCAAGGAGCUGCAGUUCAGGAUUGAUGAUGGAAUCAAACCAGAGAAGAAGUACGUGAUCAGGGUUCGUGCCAUCAACUCUGUGGGCGUCAGUGAUCCCUCUGAAAUGUCUGACAAAGUCGCCACCAAGGAUCCAGACUGCGCUCCAACCAUGGAUUUGGAGGCACAGGAUGUAGUCGUGGUUGAGGGUGAGAAGCUGCACCUCAACAUCCCAUACAGAGCAAUCCCAACACCCAAGAUGGUUUGGCAGAAGGACACAGUGGAGUGUAAGGCUGAGGACCGACUCGCCAUGACGGUGGAGAUGAACAGCGCUCACCUGGAGCUCCUCAAAUGCACGCGGGCAGAUGCUGGAGCCUAUGUCAUCACCCUGGAGAACAGUCUGGGAACUGCCACUGGGACCAUUAAUGUCAAAGUCAUCGGAAUCCCCGGUCAGUGUAAGGACAUAACCUCCAGCGAUGUCACCAAGAACUCCUGUAAGAUCAGCUGGGAAGCUCCAGAAGACGACGGCGGCACUCCGAUUGUCAGCUAUACCCUGGAGCGGCGUGAGGUGUCCAAGAAAACCUACGUUCCGGUCAUGUCGGGGGAGAACGUGCUGAGCUGCACCGUUAAAGACCUGUACGUCAACUGCGAGUACAACUUCCGGGUCAAGGCUGUCAAUAAGGUUGGGGCAGGAGAAUACCUGGAACUACGCAACCCGGUCAUUACAGAGGAAGUCAAGCAGAAACCAGACCCACCCAUCCAGGUGGAGGCUCAGGACCCAACAUCAAAGUCUAUCACGGUCACCUGGAAGGCUCCGGACUACGAUGGUGGCUGCCCCAUCCAAGGCUACAUCGUGGAGAAGAUUGAGAAGGACGGUGACCGCUAUGAGCGUGUCACUCCGAACCUGGUCCCUGGUUUCUCUUUCGUGGUCAUGGGCCUGAAGGAGGACAUGGAGUACCAGUUCAGGGUCCGAGCCGAGAAUGCUGCUGGAGUCAGUGAGCCUUCACGCAGCAGCCAGCCCAUGAAGGCUGCAGACCCUAUCGAAAAGCCAAAGGUCACCCUGCAUGCUCGUGUGCAGUCCGGCGUAUGUGUGAAGAAGGGAGAGGAGAUCCGCAUCGACGCCUUCAUCUCCGGCUCCCCGUAUCCUAAAGUCACCUGGUUGAGGAACGAUGAGGACGUGACCAAAGAACCGACCAAGAAGAUCGUACCUGUGGUCCAUAAGAAGAAGACCAAGUCCAGGAUUCCAGAACCAGAGGAGGAGUUUGUGACUCCCAUGAGAGAGCGUCUGGGUCUGGACCAGACCAAGAGGGGUGAGUCUGCUCUGAUGGUCCGUGAUGCCGUCAGAAGUGACCACGGUGACUUCAUCAUCAUGGUGGAGAACACUCACGGCGUCGCCACUGCCUGCUGCAAUGUAAACGUCCUAGACAAACCUGGGCCUCCGAUCAACUUCACCUUUGAUGAGAUCCGGAACACCUCGGUCAUCUGUAACUGGGAGCCUCCCGAGGACGACGGCGGCAGUGAAAUCUUGAACUACAUCCUGGAGAAGAAGGACAACAAGAACGACGAGAUCGGUUGGAUCACCAUUACCUCCACCCUGAAGGGCACCAGCUUCCCUGUCACCAAGCUCAUCGAAGGGAAAGAGUACAUCUUCAAAGUCACCGCUGAGAACAAGUAUGGCUGCGGCCCGGCAUGCAUCUCCGAGCCACUGCUUGCCAAGAACCAGUUCAAUCCUCCCGACGCCCCCAACACCCCCAGAGUCCACGAGGUGACAGCAAGCACCGUCCACAUCUCUUGGCAUGAGCCAAAGGACAACGGCAGCCCCAUCCUGGGCUACUGGAUCGAGAGGAAGGAGGUGAACAGCAAACACUGGACCAGAGUCAACAGAGCCCUGCUCAACUCCCUGGAUGUGAAGGUCACCGGGCUCAUGGAGGGACUCACCUAUAUCUUCAGAGUGUGUGCUGAGAACCUGGCUGGCCCCGGGCCCUUCAGCGAGCCCACCGACCGCAUCAUCGCCAUGGACGCCAUCCUGCCUCCUGGCCCCCCCGCUCCUUGGAUCGUGGACACUGGAAAGGACUCAGUCAUCGUGGCUUGGAAGCCCCCCCUGUAUAACGGAGGAGGAGACAUCCUGGGAUACCAUUUGGAGAAGGUUCUGGCUGGAGAGAAGGAAUGGACUCGCAGCACCGAAUUCAGGUGUAAAGAGCUGACAUACACCGUGACCGGUCUCACCGAGGGAGCUGACUAUUACAUCCGGGUCAUCGCCGUCAAUGACGCUGGUCCUGGAGCCCCCGGCGUAACUGAACCCGUCACUGUCAAAGAGCCUCAAGAAUCUCCUGCUGUGGACUUUGAUGACUCGGUAAAGAACGGUGUCAUGAUCAAGGCCGGUGAGUCUCUAAGGCUUCCUGCUGUGGUGACCGGCCGACCCCAGCCGGAGGUCAAAUGGGCCAAAGACGAAGCUGAAAUCGACAAAGAGAGGAUGAUUGUGGAGACGGAGGGAAAGAACAGCACUUUGUUCAUUAAGAAGGCCGUGAGGGCCGACCAUGGAAAGUACCAGAUCACUGGCACCAACAGCAGUGGAACCAAGACGGCCGAGACAAGAGUGGACGUGAUGGACGUCCCCGGACCUGUGGUCGACUUGAAAACGGUCACCGUGACCAAGAAGAACAUUGUCCUGUCCUGGUCCGACCCCCUGGACAAUGGCGGCAGCGACAUCCUUGGCUAUGAGGUGCUGAGGAAGGAUGCUAAGAUGAAGCUCUUCCGGCAGCCCAUCGAGACAGCGUCCUGCAAGUGUGACAUCCAAGGCCUGCUGAGUGGCGAGGAGUAUGACUUUAGGGUUAUCGCCAGGAACAAAUAUGGUGAUGGAGCUCCAGCUGACCUGGGACCUAUCCUGGCUGAGGAUCCUAAAGGUACUCCAUCCGCCCCUGAGAAACUCCACUACACCGAUAGAAGCAAGAGCACCAUCACCCUGGCUUGGCAGCCACCUCGCACCGACGGCGGCAGCCCCAUCAGAGGCUACUACGUGGAGAAGAUGAGGUCCGACAGCACAGAGUUUGAAGUGGCCAACCGUAAGAUCUUCACCGAGUGCUGUGGUACCAUUGAGAACCUCUCAGAGAACCAGGAGUACCAGUUCCGAGUCAAAGCCACCAACGAGGUCGGUGAUGGAGAUCCGUCCAAACCAAUCACAGCCAGGAUCCAGGAUGACGAAAUCGCUCCAGUUAUCACCAUCCUGAAGUUCUUCAAGAGCAACAGCAUCAAUGUGAAGAAAGGAGCCGCCAUCGACAUCCCCGCCGAGGUCAGAGGACUUCCUCUGCCCACGCUGCAGUGGAUGAAGGAUGACGUGGUGAUUGAGACGCCGGACGAGGAGAAGAUGACGAUAGAGACAGAGGAGGUGAACCGUACGACCCUGAGGACAAAGAUCGCCAUCCCAGAGACCAUCAGACAGGACAAGGGCAACUACAAGCUUGUGGCUGAAAACUGCUAUGGCAAAGCUCACCAUGUUAUUUCAGUUGAGGUCCUGGACCGACCCCUUCCUCCGAGGAACAUUGUGGUCUCGGACAUCAAGGCCGACUCGUGCUACCUGACCUGGGAUGCCCCCGAAGACAACGGAGGCAGUGAGAUCACCAACUACAUCGUAGCGCGCAGAGACGCCAGCAAGAAGAAGUCUGACUUUGACGUCCUCACCAUCAACCUCAUCGACAGAAGAUACGGGGUCUACAAACUCGAUUUGAAUGGCUCCUAUCAGUUCAGGAUCAAAGCUGAAAACAAGUACGGUGUCAGUGAUGGCUGUGAUUCUGAGAAGGUCCAGCUGAGGGAUCCAUUCGGCCUCCCGGGACCUCCACGUAACCCCAAGAUCAUCGCCACCACGGCCACCACCAUGACCCUGACCUGGGAUCCCCCUCUGGACAAUGGUGGCUCCACCAUCCAGGGCUACUGGCUGGAGAAGAGGGAGCGUGGGGCAGUGUACUGGGGGCGCGUCAACAGAGCUCCUGUCACCAAACCAGCGGUGAAGGGUCUGCAGUACACCGUGCUAAGGCUCAUUGAAGGCAGUGAGUACCAGUUCAGGAUCGCAGCCUGCAACGCCGCUGGAGUUGGACCACACAGCGAGGCCAGCGAGUGCCGCUUUGCCAUGGAUCCAUGCAACCCUCCCAGCCCUCCUGGAUCCCCAGAGGUUAAAGACAAGACCAAGAGCAGCAUCACCCUCACAUGGAGUCCACCGGACAGAGAUGGUGGGAGCCCAGUCAAGGGUUACAUUGUUGAGGUUCAUGAGGAGGGCUCUCCUGAUUGGAGGAGGGUGAACCCUGCUGACAAGCUCCACCCAUCCACUGAGAUCACCGUCCCAGACCUGAAGGAGGGCAAGAAGUGCAAGUUCAGGAUAUACGCUGUGAACGCUGCUGGCAAUUCGGAGCCAGCAAAGACGGUCGACAUCCUGGUUCAGGACAUCUUGAUUGAGCCGACUCUGACUCUGGACCUGAGCGCUCAUGAUCUCUUGAACUGCAGAGCAGGAACCACCAUAAGGAUUCCUGCCACCGUCACCGGACGGCCAGUUCCUAAAGUCACCUGGACCUUCGAUGGAACUGCCGAGACAGAGAAGAAGAACGAACUGCACACACUGCCGAUCGACUCAGAGAUCCACUCUACCGACACCACCUCAGUGGUUGUCAUCCCAGAGAGCAAACUGAACCACAGUGGCCGGUACAUCAUCAACGCUGAGAGCCCGGCCGGACACAAAGUGCUUAAAGUCAGAGUCAACGUGCUCGACCUGCCUGGACCUCCCAGAGACCUGAAGGUGAGCGAUGUGACCCGAGGAACCUGCAGACUUUCCUGGAAACCUCCAGAGAGCGACGGAGGAGAGAGGGUGAAGAGCUACUUCAUUGAGAAGAAGACGGUCACAGGAAAAGCCUGGACCAAGGUGAACCCGGCCUGUGCUGCUCAGUCUCUGGUGGUUCCAGACCUGAUCGGUGGUGAGGAGUACCUGUUCCGAAUCCGUGCUGAGAACCGCUUCGGGUUUGGGCCAUACAUCGAGACCCUUGAUGGGACCAUGGCCAGAGAUCCCAUCCAUCCUCCCGAUCCUCCGACCAGGCUGAAGAUCCAGAGCGUUAGGAAGGGAACUGUAACUUUGACCUGGAAGGCUCCAAAGAACGACGGUGGUUCUCCCGUCACCCACUACAGCGUGGAUCUGCUCUGCUGGGACGCCAGUGGGACCCAGAAAGAGUCCUGGAGGAGGUGUAACAGGAGAGACGUGGAAACCACCAGCUUCAAGGUAGAGGACCUGACUGAGGGAGACGAGUACGAGUUUAGGGUGGUGGCUUACAACCAGGCUGGAGCCAGCCGACCAUCAUCCACCGCUGGACCCAUCAUCAUCCAAGAUCAGACCUGUGCCCCAUCCAUCGAGCUGCCAGAGUUCAUGGAGGUUGAGCAGGGCUCCGAUAUCAGCAUAGUGGCCAAACUCCGUGGCUGCCCAUUCCCAACGCUUACCUGGUACAAGGCUCCACCCCACAAGUCUGAUGACAAGGUGGAGGUUCAGUACGAUGAGCACAUCAACAAGAUUGUGUCUGACGACAGCUGCACACUGCUCAUCCAGCAGGGCAAACGCCCAGACACUGGCCUGUACACACUGGUGGCCUCCAACAGCCUCGGCAAGGCCUCCAAGGAAAUAAGGCUCAACGUACUCGGCCGUCCCGGUCCUCCCUCUGCUCCUAUUAAGUUUGAGGAGAUUGGACCUGAGAAGAUCACACUCUCUUGGCUGCCACCGAAGGAUGAUGGUGGCUCCAAAGUCACAAACUAUGUCAUCUGGAGGCGGGUGGCCAACAGGAAGACCUGGGUACCUGUCACCAAUGAGCCCAAAGAACGAAUCUGGACAGUGGAGAGCCUGAUGGAGGGACACGAGUACGUGUUCCGUAUCAUGGCCCAGAACAAAUAUGGAAUCGGAGAGCCCCUGGACAGCGAGCCCGAGGUCGCCAGACACCUCUACAAGACUCCUGGUCAGUGUGAGAAGCCGACAAUAACCAACAUCACCAUGGACUCCAUGACUGUUAACUGGGAGGAGCCAGAGGACGACGGUGGCAGCCCAAUUACCGGCUAUUGGCUGGAGCGCAAAGAGACGACUGGAAAGCGCUGGGCCCGUGUGACCCGGGACCCAAUCCGUCCCAUGGGCCUAGGCGAGUCGUUCGUGGUGAGCGGACUCGUUGAGGGGUCUCAGUACAUGUUCAGAGUCUCUGCAAUCAAUGCUGCAGGGCCAGGACUCGCCAGCCCACCCACAGACCCCAUCUUUGCCAGAGACCCAAUCUCCCCACCCUCUCCCCCAACCCCCAAGAUCUCUGAUUGGACAAAGUCCACUGUGGACCUGGAGUGGAUACCUCCUCUGAAGGACGGAGGCUCCAAGAUCAUUGGCUACUGGGUAGAGUACAAGGAGGAAGGCACUGAGGCUUGGGUCAAGGCUAAAGAGACUGAAAUCAGAGGCACACGGUUGGUGAUACCCAAUCUAAAGACCGGUGGUAAGUACCGGUUCAGGGUGAUCGCUUUCAACGCUGCUGGUAAUGGUGAACCAGGCGAAGUCCCAGAGGUGCUCGAGGUUAAUGACAGAACCAUUGCUCCUGAGGUCGACCUGGAUGCCUCUGUGAAGGAGAGGAUGGUGGUCCAUGCCGGCGGUGUCAUCCGAAUCAUUGCCUACGUGUCGGGCCAGCCAUCUCCUGAAAUCACUUGGACCAGAGAUGGAGCGGCGCUGCCUCCUGAGGCUAAAGUGGAGACAACAGUCAUCAGCUCUUCUCUUGUCAUCAAGCCCUGCACAAGGAGACAUGUCGGCGUCUACACGUUGACCGCCAAGAACCUUGGAGGGGAGAAGACCAAGAAUGUCACCGUGGAAGUUCUGGACGUUCCCGGGCCUGUAGGCAUCCCAUUUAUCGCAGAGAACCUGAGCAGUGACUCCUGCAAACUUAAUUGGUUCUUCCCUGAGAACGAUGGCGGUUCUCCCAUCAGCAACUAUGUCGUUGAGAAACGUGAGGCUGAGCGCAAAGCCUGGACCUCAGUCUCCUUCACUGCCAGCAGACAAAAUGCUAUUGUCCAAGGCCUCACAACUGGGAAGUCCUACUUCUUCAGAGUGGCCGCAGAGAAUGUCAUUGGCCUCGGACCCUUCAUGGAGACUGCAGCCGAGCUCAUCGUCAAGGAACCAAUAAGUGUACCGGACCGCCCAGAGGAUCUGGAGGUCACCAAGGUCACCAAGGAUCUGGUCAGCCUCACAUGGAAGGCGCCGAAGUUCGACGGUGGCUCAGAGAUCACCAUGUACAUCCUGGAGGCCCGUAUGAUCGGCAAAGACAAAUUUACCAGGUUGACAAAGGAGAAGCUGAUGGAGAGGAAGUACACUUGGGAUGGCCUGAGGGAGGGUGACACCUACGAGUUCAGGGUCCUCGCCGUCAACGAGGUUGGACCCGGCAAACCGUCAUUCUGCACCAAACCAAUUACCUGCAAGGAUGAGCUGGAGCCCCCAACCAUUGAGCUGGACUUCCGUGAUAAGAUCAUCAUCCGUGUGGGUGAGAGCUGUCUCCUGCAGGGCCGCUACACUGGCAAACCUUCUCCAUCUAUCAUGUGGUACAGAGAUGACGAGGAGCUGAAGGCCGACAAACACAUCAUGUUCAAGAACACGUUGACCACCAUGUCUCUGGGCUUGAUGAAGGCUGAGCGCGAGCACAGUGGCAGAUAUGUGGUGAUUGUGGAGAACAGUACUGGAUCCAGGAAGGGGGUCUGCAACGUCACAGUUGUGGACCGUCCUUCUCCUCCUGUUGGCCCAGUGGUGUUUGAGGAGGUGCACCGUGAGUACAUGGUGAUCUCCUGGAAGCCUCCUGUGGACAGCGGCGGUGUUGACGUCUCCAACUACAUCAUUGAGAAGAGAGAUGUCAACAGAGACAUCUGGACCACAGUAACAUCCGCAACAACAAAGACUACAUGCAAGAUUCCCAAACUGACAGAAGGCAGGGAGUACAUCAUGAGGAUCUCUGCUGAGAAUAUGUAUGGCAUCAGUGACCCUCUGGAGUCUGAGGAGAUGAGAGCCAAAGAUCUCUUCAGAGUCCCCGAGGCCCCUGAGAUGCCAACAGUCAGGGAGGUGUAUGCCACCAAUGCUCUGGUGCUGUGGAACAGGCCCCGUGAUGGCGGAAAGCCCAUCACCAACUACAUCCUGGAGAAGAAGGAGCCAACAGCCAAGAGGUGGUCCAGAGCCACCAGAGACCCACUGUACCCAGCUACCCAGUUCCGAGUCCAGGACCUGGUGGAGGGCUGCCAGUAUGAAUUCAGGGUGAUGGCUGAAAAUGAGCUGGGAACUGGAGAUCCCAGUGUCCCCUCCAAACCCAUCCUCGCCAAAGAUCCCAUUGUGCGCCCAAGCCCUCCAGUGACCCCCGAGGCCUACGAUAAGACUAAGGACUCUGUUAGCCUGAAGUGGCAGAUGCCCCGCCAUGACGGAAAGGGACGAAUCUUUGGCUACAUUGUUGAGUACCAGAAACCUGGUGCAGUGGACUGGGUUCAGGCCAAUGAAACCCCAGAGCAGUGCCCCGACCUCCACUAUGUGGUGACGGGCUUGGUCGAUGGACAGGAAUACACUUUCAGGAUCUUCACGGUGAAUGCUGCCGGCAGGUCGGACCCAUCCUACGUCAAACAAACCAUCAAAGUCCACGACAGACUGGAGGAGCCAGAGCUCCUGCUGGAUGCCAACAUGGCUCGUGAUCACCUGGCCAUGCUAGGCACUGACAUCACACUGAGUGCCACCAUUAAGGGCGUCCCAACACCCACCGUUAGCUGGAAGAAAAACGACGGAGAUGUUCCUUCUCACAUCACUGUCGCUGUUACAGCGACUGGCAGCAAGGUCUUUAUCCCCAAGUGUGUCCGCCCAGACUCUGGCAACUACACCAUCACUGUGGAGAAUCCUGCUGGAAAGAAAACAGCAACCGUUGCUGUGCUUGUGCUCAACAAACCCUCUCCUCCCAGAGACCUGGUGGUGUCUGAGGUGACCAGUGAGUCCGCCUACCUCACAUGGAAGGCUCCAGAGGAUAAUGGCGGCGCCAUCAUCUCCCACUAUGUUGUGCAAAAGAAGGACGUGGCCACAGAUCAGUGGGUGCCUGUCGCCCCAGCCAAUAAAAAGCUCAGUCUGAUGGCCAUGUACCUGAUGGAAGGAAUCCAGUACCUGUUCAGGGUGGCUGCUGAGAACCAGUUUGGCAGGAGUGACUUUGUUAUGACUAAGACGCCCAUCAAGGCUGUUGAUCCACUCUAUCCUCCCGGACCACCCAAGAACCUGCACCACACCGAUGCAGACAAGACAGAGGUGUGGUUGGCUUGGGAAUGGCCUGACCGCAAUGGUGGAAGUGAAAUUACCGGCUUCAUCGUGGAGCACCAGGAAGACGGCCAGACCGACUGGGUCACCUUCAAGACUGUGAGCAACAACCACAGCCAUGUCACUGGUCUGGAGGAAGGCAAGACCUAUCGUUUCAGGGUCAAAGCUCAGAACGCCAUCGGUGUGAGCCGUCCUGACACCAGUGUCCCUGUUACUUGCCAAGAGAAAACAUUGCCACCUACCAUUGAGGUUGAUGUGAAACUUAUUGAGGGACUUGUCGUCAAAGCUGGCAGCACUAUUGUUCUUCCAGCCAAGAUGACGGGUAUCCCCAUUCCCACUGCCAAAUGGCUGUCCGAUGGCAAAGAGAUCACAUCAGAGGGCCACUUUCACAUUGAGUCUGCUGGAUCCUCAACCAUUCUCAGUAUUCCCGAGUGCCAGAGAGGAGACACAGGAGAGUAUAUCCUCACCGUGUCCAAUCCUGCAGGCAGCAAGACUGUCGCCCUUCAUGUCACCGUGCUGGAUGUUCCAGGUCCCCCCAUUGGACCAGUCAAUAUCUUAGAGGUCACCCCUGAGUACAUGAUGAUCCAGUGGAGGGCACCCAAAGAUGACGGUGGUACGCCCAUCACCAACUACGUGGUGGAGAAGAAGGAUGUAAAGAAGCCAUGGGAGCCCUGGUCCGUUGUUAGUUCUGGCGGCACCAGCACCAAGGCCAAGGUGUCCAGACUGGAGAAGGGCCGUGAGUACAUAGUUCGUGUCCGUGCCGAAAACAAAAUUGGCAUUGGUGCUGGACUUGAAAGUCCUCCAACUAUUGCUAAGCACAUGUUCAACCCUCCUGGUCCGCCAGGCCUUCCAGAGUGUUCUGAUAUUACAGAGAAUGCAGUAACAGUAGAAUGGACACUUCCUGAAUAUGAUGGAGGAAGCCCCAUCAGUGGAUAUGUGGUUGAACGCAGAGAAAUGACAGGAAAGUGGAUCCGUGUUAACAAAACCCCAGUGCUGGACCUGAGAUACAGAGUCUCUGGCCUGUUUGAAGGCAACAGCUAUGAGUUCAGAGUGUUUGCUGAGAACAUUGCUGGUAUCAGCGAGCCUUCGCCAACCUCUGACCCCGUCAAGGCCACUCGUGCCAUCACUAAGCCUGGACCCCCUGGCAAUCCUAAGCUGAAGGAUUGGAGUAAGUCCUAUGCUGACAUCUGCUGGACCAAGCCAACAAGAGAUGGUGGCAGCCCCAUUCUGGGCUAUGUAGUUGAGGCUCAGAAAUCAGGAUCUGCCCAGUGGGACAGAAUCAACAAGGACCUCAUCAAGAUAUGUGCCUAUAGAGUACCAGGUCUCAUUGAAGGAUUGGAGUACAGAAUACGCAUCAGGGCCACCAACAAGGUUGGAGACAGUGAACCCAGGGAGUUGUCUGAGACCAUCUUGGCAAAGGACAUCCUGGUACCCCCUGAAGUUGUUGUUGAUGUGUCCUGCCGUGACUCACUGACAGUCAGGGCCGGUCAAAUCGUCAGUUUGAUCACUAAAGUGAAAGGCAGACCGGAUCCAGAAAUUACAUGGACAAAGGAUGCCAGAGCCAUAUCCCGAGAUAAGCGCACUGAGAUUAACAACAACUACCCUCUAUGUGAACUGGUCAUCAAUGAUGCUGUCAGGUCGGACUAUGGUAAAUAUGCCAUUGUUGCCAAGAACAGCAGUGGACAGGCACAGGCUACCAUUAUUGUCAAUGUCCUGGACACACCAGGACCUUGCCAGAAUCUGAAGGUGGCCUAUGUGACCAAGAACUCCUGCAUGGUGUCUUGGGAGAAUCCUGAAGACAACGGAGGCACAGAAAUCACUCAGUACAUUAUUGAAUGUCGCCAACCCAGCCAGAGAGGAUGGACCAUGAUCUCCAAUGACUGCACCAAGCGUCUGAUAAAGGCCCCUCUCACUGAGGGCUGUGAGUACUUCUUCCGUGUUAGUGCAGAGAACAAGAUUGGUGCUGGUCCAUCAACUGAGACCAAGGCACCUGUGCUGGCAGUUGAUCCCAUUGAGAAACCUGGUGAACCCAUUGACUUACAUAUCGCUGAAAUUGGCAAGACCUUCUGCUUCCUCAAGUGGAAGAAGCCUGACUACGAUGGCGGCAGCCGCAACCUGGCAUAUCACGUGGAAAAGAAACCAAAGGAGGCUGAAGAGUGGGAGAGACUUCACAAGGGGGCCAUCAAGGAAACUUACUUCAUGGCUGACAGGUGUAUUGAAAACCAGAUCUACCAGUUCAGAGUUCAAACUAAGAAUGAAGGAGGCGAGAGCAACUGGGUGACCACUGCUGAAGUUCUGGUUAAGGAACAACUGGUGGUGCCUGAGAUCAAGAUUAAACUAGAUGGAACGCUCAUUGUGAAGGCAGGAGACUCCAUUCCUAUAGAGGCAACAGUAAAGGGCAAACCCCAGCCUGAUGUCAAAUGGACCAAGGACGACAGGACAGAGGAGAUCAGAAAGGGCCCCAGGCUUCAGAUGGAAACUGGUGCAGACUUCUCUAAGCUGCUAAUCACUGGUUCUAGGCGCACUGACAGCGGCAAAUAUGUUGUUACUGCAUCUAAUAAUGCAGGAACCUGCAGUGCUCACGCAAAGGUCAAUGUUCUGGACAGGCCCGGCCCUGUCAGGGAUCUCAAGGUGUCUGGCAUCACUAUUGACAGGUGCCAUCUGGCCUGGGAAGUGCCGGAGGAUGACGGUGGCUGUGAUAUCUACAACUACAUUAUUGAGAAAUGUGAAACCAAAAGGGGAGUCUGGUCAGUCCACUCCAAUGCUGUCAUCACCAACAAAGCUAAUGUCACCCGCCUUAUUGAGGGUAAUGAGUAUAUUUUCAGAGUCCGAGCAGAGAAUAAGAUGGGUCCUGGACCUGCCGUACAGAGUGAGGCCAUUGUUGCUGGUACACAGUUCAGUGUACCUGAUGCUCCUGAAACACCAGAUGUGACCAAGAUUGCCAAGGAUGAAAUGACUGUGCAAUGGUCAGAGCCAGAGAAAGAUGGCGGAAAACCAAUAAUAGGAUAUUUGCUGGAAAAGAGAGAAGAGCAUGCUGUUAGGUGGUCUCCCGUCAACAAGGAUCCAGUCCCAGGAACUCGUUUUACAGUUUCCGGACUCCUGCCCCUCCAUGACUAUCAGUACAGAGUUAAGGCUGUGAAUGAAAUUGGUGUUGGCAGUCCAAGCAAGGCUUCUCGUGCCAUCACUGCUAAGGAUACAGUUGAGCCUCCUGCACCCCCUACCAACAUGAAGGUCUUGGACAGCACCAAAUCUACAGUCACCCUGGGCUGGAACAAGCCUGUUUCUGAUGGUGGAGCCCCUAUCAUUGGCUAUGUUGUGGAGAUGAGGGCGCAAGGAACCGCCAAGAAAGGAGAUGACGGCUGGAGGAGGUGCAACGUGGCAGCUCAGCUGGUCGUGUGUGAGUUCACAGUCACGAGUCUGGAUGAGAAACUUGUGUAUGAAUUCAGAGUGUCUGCUCAAAACCAGGUGGGCAUGAGCCUGCCCUGUGACCUGGAGGGUGCCGUCAUCCCCAAAGAAAUUCUAGAGGCACCAGAGAUUGACCUGGAUGCCAGCAUGAAGCAGGGGCUAACAGUGAGAGCCGGUUGUCCCAUCAGACUAUGUGCCACCAUCAGAGGAAGACCGCCUCCCAAAGUCACUUGGAGAAAGAUGGGUAUUGACAAUGUGGUCAGAAAGGGUAAAGUUGACCUCAUCGACACCAUGACCUUCCUAGUUAUUCCUGACAGCACUCGUGACGAUUCUGGCAAAUACUGCCUGACUCUGCGGAGCGUUGCAGGAGAGAAGGCUGUGUUUGUCACCGUUAAGGUUUUGGACACUCCUGGACCUGUGAUCAAUCUGGAAGCCACAGACAUUAAACAGACAUCAGCUAAGUUGUCCUGGAGUCCUCCAGAGAACAAUGGCGGCAGCGAAGUCACACAUUACAUUGUUGAGAAGCGUGAAAUAGACCGCAAGACGUGGGCGAUUGUCAAGGCUGAAGUUGCAUUGGACAAGAUUCCCUUCAAAGUCAACAAUUUGAUGCCAGGCACAGAGUACUAUUUCAGAGUCACAGCUGUCAAUGAGUAUGGGUCUGGAGUUCACAAAGUGACACCUACAUCCUAUCUGGCCUCUGAUCCUGUCAGCAAACCAGAUCCUUGUCAGAAAAUUGAAGUUCUGGAGAUCACUAAGAACAGCGCCAUGAUUGGCUGGGUGAAGCCCGAAAGAGAUGGUGGUGCAAAGAUUGAUGGUUACGUAAUUGAAUACAUCGAGGUCAAACCUCCUCCAGAGCCACCAGCACCUGUGGAGGUCGCUGAAGGAGAAGAAGCUCCUCUACCACCUCCACCUCCUCCAGUGGUAGAGGAAGAGGAGGAAGAACCUGAAAAGGAAGUGUGGAAUGCCUAUACCACAGUUAAAGGUUUGAGUAUUAGUGUCAGUGGCCUGAAGGAGGGCAAGAGGUAUAAGUUCAAAGUGGCUGCCAAGAACAUAAUGGGCAUGAGCUCAUUCACCGAGACCAGGGAGCCGAUCGAAAUCAAAGAACAGAUGUUGGAGCCAAAGAUCGUCAUGCCAGAGACAGUGAGCGCUAGAGCUGGAGCCAAGCUCAGAGUCGAGGCAGUGGUUUCAGGAAAACCCUCCCCGACUUGCAAGUGGAUGCGUGGUGAGGUCGCAGUGGUCCCAUCUAGCCGUCUGGCCGUUCACCAGUCCAGCAACAUGUGCGUCCUGAUCAUCAAAGAUGUGUCGAGGACUGACAGUGGAGAGUACAGCCUGGUGGCUGAGAACAGCUCCGCAAAGGUGUCUCAGUCCCUGAAGAUUGUCAUCAGAGACAUCCCUGGGCCUCCUGAAGGACCUGUGGAGAUCAGUGACAUUGAUUCAGAUGCUUGCUCCCUGUCCUGGAACAAACCACUGGAGGAUGGAGGCAGCAAUAUCACGAACUACGUGGUGGAAAAGUGUGACGUUAGUAGAGGUGACUGGGUGACAGCAGUCUCUUCCUGCUCAAAGACCAGUUGCAGGCUGGGAAAGCUUAUUCCUGGAAAGGAAUACGUUUUCCGCAUUCGUGCUGAGAACCGCUUUGGCGUGUCCGACCCUAUUCAGUCUGACAGGAUGGUUGCCAAGUUCCCCUUUGAUGUUCCUGGCGAGCCUCUCAAUUGCCGCAUCAACAAGACCAACAAAGAUUGUAUGUUUGUGGCCUGGGAUAAACCAGAGAAUGACGGUGGUAGUCCCAUCACAGGCUACUACAUCGAGCGUAAGGAGAGGAACAGUCUGUUGUGGGUGAAGGCCAACGACACUGUUGUCCGCACCACUGAGUAUCCAUGCGCUGGCCUCAUCGAGGGCCUGGAAUACACCUUCAGAGUGUCCGCCAUCAACCGGGCUGGCCAGGGAAAACCAAGCAAGAAGACUGACUUUGUCACUGCCAGAACACCCGUUGACACCCCAGGUAAACCUGAAAUCUUGGAUAUGACUAAGAACUCUGUGACUCUGGUUUGGGCCCGUCCCAAGAAUGACGGUGGAAGCAAGAUCAUUGGGUACUAUGUGGAGGCCAUGCGGGUGCCAGGAGACACUUGGAUUCGCUGUAACACCAGCAGCCAAAAUGUCCCAAGGGAAGAAUAUACAGUGACUGGCCUGGAGAGAGACCUGCAGUACCAGUUCAGAGUCAUCGCCAAAACUGCUGUCAAUAUGAGCAAACCCUCAGAGCCCACAGACCCUGUCCUGGUCUGUGCAGAGAAUGUUCCUCCCAGAGUGGAGCUCAACGCCAAGAUGCAAAAGGGUUUGAAGGUGAAAGCUGGAUCCACAAUCCUUCUUGAGGCUGAGGUGUUCGGUAAGCCCAUGCCUAGAGUGACCUGGAAGAGAGGCGACGAUAGUUUGAAGUCGGGUGAAGGCCAGGUCAUCACCCAUCAGAGGCAUCAGUUCCAGCUGGAGAUGACCAGUGUCACCAAGGAGCACACAGGAACCUACACCAUCUUGGCUGAGAACGCCAGUGGCUCCAAGACCGCAGAGAUCCAGGUCAACGUCCUGGAUGUGCCUGGACCUCCAGUCAGUUUCAAAUAUGUCGAGGUGUUUGCUACCAGCAUCAAGGUGUCCUGGGAGGCUCCUCAGAAGGAUGGUGGCGCCACGAUCAACAACUAUAUCGUGGAUAAGCGUGAAACCAGCAGAGCGAACUGGGCCCAAGUCUCUGCCAAGGUCAAGGGCAAUGUCUAUGAGUUCAACGUGGAGAAGCUUAUCGAGGGCCAUGAGUACCAGUUCCGAAUCCGUGCUGAGAACACAUGGGGAGUUGGAGACCCACUUGUCACCAGCCCUAUCAUUGCCAAAAAUCCAUUCACUGUGCCUGGUCCUUGCGAGGCCCCAGUGAUCACCAACAUCACCAAAGACCAUAUGACUGUGAGCUGGAAGGAACCUGCUGAUGAUGGAAAGUCCACCAUCCUGGGUUACAUGGUGGAAAAGAAAGAGACUAAGGAGAUGAACUGGGCGAAGCUGAACAGGAAGCCUAUGACUGAAAGGACCCUGGAAGUUGCUGGCCUCACAGAGGGAGUGGAGUAUGAGUUCAGAGUCAUUGCUGUUAACGUGGCAGGGCUUGGCGUACCCAGUGAACCCUCUGCUGGCACCGUUGCACAGAAUCCCAUCACCCCACCUGGACCUGUUGUGAAUCCCAAUGUGACCGACACCACCCGCAGUACCAUCAGCCUCACCUGGAAUGUCCCUGCCAACGAUGGUGGCAGCCCCAUUUUUGGAUACUUGGUGGAGUGCAAGAGGACAGACACCACAGACUGGAUCCGCUGCAACGUCCCCAGGAACCUGCAGGACACCAACUACACCAUCCAGAACCUCAUUGACAAGUCAGAGUACCAGUGCCGCAUCACUGCUGUCAACAAGGUUGGCUUUGGCGAGCCAGUUGAAGUACCUGGAAAUCAUGUUGCCAAGGACAUCAUUGUUGCACCUGAAGCAGACCUAAGUGCUGAGUUAAAGGAGGGCUUGGAGCUCCACGCAGGUACCACCAUGAGGCUGCAAGCUACCAUCAAGGGACAUCCCGUUCCCAAGGUUACCUGGGCAAAGAUGAACACCAAUAUCAAGGAUCGUCAAGGCAUCGUCAUCAAAUCCAGCAACGUUGACACCAUGGUAAUGGUGGAGAAGGUCAACAGAUAUGAUGCUGGCAAAUACAUCCUGAACCUGGAAAGCUUGGCUGGCAUGAAGAUGUACACCAUCGUCGUUAAAGUUUUUGACACUCCAGGACCACCAGUCAACCUGAUGGUGAAGGAGACUUCCAAGGACAGCGCCUCCAUCUACUGGGACGCUCCUCUGAUUAAUGGUGGCUAUGAAGUCACCCACUACAUUGUGGAGAAGCGUGACACUGAGAGAAAGGCCUGGUCGAUUGUCUCCAACAACUGCACCAAGGCAUCAUUCAAAGUUCCAGACUUGGAUGCUGGACGGUCCUACUGCUUCAGAGUGUCUGCAGUUAACCAACUCGGGGCAGGAGAGACAUGUGAGACUGCUGAUUCAGUCCGAGCAACAGAGGAGCCUGGGCCCGUCAUGGACUUCAAGACCUUGCUGGUUACCAAGGACUCUUGCACUCUAAGCUGGAAGAAACCUCUCACAGACGGUGGUAGCCGUAUCAUCUGCUACGUACUGGAGGUCCUCAACGGCGACGACAAGUACAAAGAGCUGAUGAGAUCUAAAAACAUGCAGUACAGUGCCAAGGACCUGGUGGAGGGCAAAGAGUACAACUACAGAGUCAAAGCCGUGAAUGAUUCAGGAGAGAGUUCUGCCAAGGAGCUGGCUGUGGUUGCCAAGGACCAGAUCAUUCAUCCCACCUGUGACUUGAGGGAGUUGCCCAACAUGUGCUACAUCGCCAAAGAGGGCAGCACCGUCCGUCUGAAGAUCCCAAUUAUUGGCAAACCUACGCCCAAGGUCUCCUGGAAGAAGGGAGAGGAUGAAGACCUAACAGACACUGGUCGAGUUUGCGCUGAAUCAUCUGCUGUCAACACCACGCUCUUGAUCAGGGACUGCCAGAGGACUGAUGCUUCCAAGUACACCAUCACCCUGAGAAACAGUGCUGGAACCAAGGAGUCCACCAUCUUCAUCAGGGUGGUGGGUAAACCUGGCAUUCCUGUUGGGCCCGUCAAGUUUAAAGACGUUACAGCUGACAGUGCUACACUGAGGUGGGGUACUCCCAAGGAUGAUGGUGGCUCAGAGAUCACCAACUACAUCCUAGAGAAGAGGGACUCUGUCACCAACAUGUGGGUGACGGUGUCCUCUACUGUGGAGACCAACACCAUGAUGGUGACUGGCCUCCAUGAGGGAACAGAAUAUAUCUUCAGAGUCUGUGCUGAGAACAAAUAUGGCGUUGGAGAGGGACUGAAGUCAGAGCCCAUUUUGGCAAAACAUCCAUUCAAUGUUCCUGAUGCUCCUGCUCCACCUCAGAUCAUGAGCAUGCGCCAUGACUCGGCUUACCUGGCCUGGUCUGAUCCCAGGAAGACUGGAGGAUCGCCCAUCACAGGCUACCAUGUUGAGUUCAAGGAGAGGAACAGUAUGUUGUGGAAGCGGGCAAGCCCAGCUGCCUUGAGGAUGAAGGAACACAAGGUCACUGGGUUGACUGAAGGUCUGGAAUACGAGUUCAGAGUCAUGGCAAUCAACCUGGCUGGCAUUGGCAGACCAAGCGCUCCGACCGAUCCUCAGGUGGCUCUGGACCCCAUUGAUGCACCUGGUAAACCCGACGUAAUCAGUAUCACCAGGAGUACUGUGACCCUCCAAUGGACUGAGCCACAGUUUGAUGGAGGCCACAGGCUAACUGGCUACAUUGUUGAGAAGCGAGACCUACCUUCAAAGAUCUGGGUGAAGGCCAACAAUGUGAAUGUUGUGGAGCCUGCAUUCACUGUCACCGACUUGCAGGAGGGCUGCAAGUAUGAGUUCAGGAUCAGGGCAAAGAAUGCUGCCGGCGCUCUCAGUCCACCAUCCGAGCAGACGGACACCAUCAUCUGCAGAGAUGAAUACGCUGCACCAACCAUUAUUAUUGACGCUCAAGUGAUGGAGGGCCUGACUGUCCGAGCUGGUGAUACUAUCGUCAUUACUGCCACAAGCAUUGUCGGAAAGCCUGCACCAACCUCAUGCUGGUCAAAGGGAGGGAAGUACUUCAAACCCUCUGACCUUGUUCAUAUUGAGACCACUGCAACAUCCUCCACUCUGUCCGUCAAAUAUGCUGGCAGGAAGGACUCUGGAGAGUACACCAUCACUGCCACCAACCCCUUUGGUGUCAAGGAGGAAACCGUCAAGGUCAAAGUUCUGGAUGUUCCUGGUGCUCCUGGACCCAUUGAAUGCAGUGGUGUCUGCUCUGAGAAGGUGACUCUUACCUGGACAGCUUCUACUGAGGAUGGAGGCUCCCCUAUCAAGUAUUACACCCUGGAAAAGAGGGAGACCAGCCGUCUGCUGUGGACUAUCCUAGAAGAGAAGGUCAUAGAUUGUCACUACGUCGCCACCAAGCUAAUCCAGGGCAAUGAAUACUUCUUCAGAGUCUCUGCUGUUAACCAGUAUGGCAGCAGUGAGCCGUCUCACUCCGAGGCAGUCAAGAUGGUCGAUAGAUUUGGUCCUCCUGGUCCACCAUCCAAACCAGAGGUUGAGAAAGUUGAUGGACAUUCAGCCACUGUGACCUGGAGAAGACCAGCUGAGGACGGAGGAAGUGACAUCAUAGGUUAUUGUGUUGAGAAGAAGGAAAAGAAAGGUGUUGGAUGGCUCAGAGCGUCCAAGAAAUCCAUUACUGAACUCAGCUAUGAAGUGACAGGUCUCACCGAGGGUGUAGAGUAUGAGUUCCGUGUACUUGCGGAAAACAAAGCUGGUUUUGGAGAACCAAGUGAACCAUCAAUGCCAGUCAGGACAAUAGUCAUCGCCUAUGUUCCUGGACCUCCAGUCAAUCCAAGAGUUACAGAUACAACCAAAACCACAGCCACUCUGAAUUGGGGAAAACCUCUUGAUAAUGGAGGACUUGAAGUUACUGGAUAUGUGAUUGAGCACAAGAAGGAAGGUCAAGAAGAAUGGGUAAAGGAUACCCCUUCCACCCCACUUAGGAUCACAGAGUUUGUUGUCCCUGGGCUGGAGGCUGGUGCCAAAUACCACUUUAGAAUUAGUGCUGUUAACGCUAAGGGUGCAGGAGAACCAGCUGAAACUCAGGAACUGGUUGAGAUUGUGGAGCGUGCAGCUGAACCUGAUCUGGAGUUGGAUGUUGAGCUGAGAAGAACCCUAGUUGUCAGAGCUGGCUGCUCAAUUCGUCUCUUUGUGCCAAUCAAAGGACGCCCUGCACCUGCAGUCACCUGGACCAAGGAGGGUGGCCCAGUUACACGUGCAGUCAUCGACAGCACUGAAUCAUUUACAAUGCUGAUUAUCCCUGAGAGUUCAAGGAUUGAUGCGGGCAAAUAUGAGCUUACCCUGGAAAACUCAGCUGGAAAAAAGAGUGCUGAUAUACACGUUAGGGUCCUGGAUUCACCUGGACCCCCAAUCAACCUAAAACCAGUCAAGAUUGACAAGGAAAGCAUUACACUACAAUGGGAGAUGCCUCUCAUUGAUGGUGGAUCCAAGAUCACAAACUACAUAAUUGAGAAGAGAGAAUCUACACGCAAGGCUUUUGCUACUGCUGUUACAAAUUGCAGAGCCACAUCUGUCAGAAUUGGUGACCUGGGUGAAGGCUGUGAAUACUACUUCAGAGUGUCUGCAGAGAAUGAGUAUGGCAUUGGUGAGGCAGUUGAAACUGCUGAUCCGAUCCGUGCAUCCCAGACACCAACUGCUCCAGAGAGCAUCAUUCCUACUGAUAUCACCAAGACCUCAGUGAGCCUGGCUUGGACCAAACCCAAGCACGAUGGUGGAAGCAGAAUUACGGGAUAUGUCCUGGAAGCCCAGAAGAAGGGAACUGAUCAGUGGGCCCAUGUAACCACAGUAAAGACCAUGGAUUUCACAGUGAAAAAUCUCAAUGAAAAUGAGGAGUACAUCUUCCGGGUAAUGGCGGUCAACCACUCCGGAAGAAGUGUUCCACGAGAGAGCAAACCAAUUGCUGUCAAGGACACUACUUCCCUGCCUGAGUUUGACCUGCGUGGUGUUUGUCAGAAGACUGUUAUUGCCAAGGCAGGAGAUGACAUCAAGGUUGAGAUUCCAGUUAUGGGACGUCCUAGACCAACUGUAUCAUGGCAGAAGGAUGGAGCAGCCCUAAAACUCACACAGAAAACCAACGUGGAAGCGACUGCUGCUACUGUUAUCAUUAGCAUCAGUGAAUGCACGAGAGCCGACAGUGGUAUAUACACCAUGACAGCAAAGAACAUUGUUGGAUCUGUGACAGACAACAUCAUCGUCAAAGUCCAUGAUGUACCUGGACCCCCCAAAGGACCAGUUAAGAUUGUGGAGAUUUCUCGCACCUAUUGCGUCUUCUCAUGGGAAACGCCUGAAAAUGAUGGAGGAGUUCCCAUCAACAACUAUGUGAUUGAGAUUAGAGACACCACUUCCCAAACAUGGACCGAGUUGUCUUCCACUGUCAUCCGCACAAUGUUCAAAGCCAUUCGUUUAAACACUGGAUCAGAGUACCAGUUCAGAGUAAAGGCUAAGAACAGAUAUGGUGUUGGACCUCCUAUCACCUCAGAAUCAGUUGUGGCUGCUUAUCCAUUCAAAGCACCAGGACCUCCCGGUACACCAAACGUUGUGGCAUUUACCAAGGACUCAAUAACGAUUGGCUGGAAUGAGCCUGUGUCUGAUGGUGGAAACGAAGUCAUUGGCUAUCAUGUUGAGAGGAAGGAAAGAAGCAGUAUCAUGUGGCAUAAGAUCAGCAAGGGUAUGGUGAAAGGAAACAUCUUUAAAUCCAGUGGGCUUGAAGAUGGAGUUGCUUAUGAGUUCCGUGUCAUGGCUGAAAACAUGGCUGGAAUAGGUAAACCCAGCAAGGCCUCAGAAGCAAUACUGGCGUUGGACCCUGUAGAUCCACCCGGUCAGCCUGAGCCAAUAUUUGUCAACAAGAAUGUCAUCACUAUUCAGUGGACAAAGCCAGAAUAUGAUGGUGGCUUCAAAAUCACUGGCUACACAGUAGAGAAGAGGGAGCUGCCUGCUGGCCGGUGGAUGAGAGCCAACUUCACCAACAUUAUUGAGACAACAUUCACCGUCAGUGGACUGACUCAGGAUGCCUCUUAUGAGUUCAGAGUAAUUGCCAAAAACUCUGCAGGUGCAGUGAGCAUCCCCUCUGAUCCAUCUGACCCAAUUAUAUGCAAAGAUGACAUUAUCGAACCACGUAUCAUGGUCGAUGCCAUCUUUAAGGAUGUUGUUCUACUGAAAGCAGGAGAGACCUUCAAACUUGACGCUGAUAUUGCUGGUCAACCAACGCCAUCUAUGGUUUGGACAAAGAAUGGAAAGGAAGUUGAGAACACAUUGAAACUGGAUGUCAGGUUCACUGAACUAACAACUACUCUGACCAACAAGGACUCCAUCAGAUCAGAUGGAGGAGAAUUUGUUUUGACUGCCACUAACGUUGGUGGAUUUGCAAAACACAUCUUCAAUGUUAAAGUGCUUGACAGACCUGGACCACCGGUCGGACCUCUUGAGGUUUCUAAUGUCACAGCUGAUAACUGUAUUAUUACCUGGGCUCCACCUGCAGAUGAUGGAGGUGCCAAGAUUGAAGGUUACGUGGUUGAGAAGCGUGAAUCUAGCAGAUUGGUUUGGACCAAUGUGAUUUCAGACCUUCAGGUUACACAACACAAGGUGACCAAACUUCUCAAAGGAAAUGAGUACAUCUUCAGAGUUAUGGCGGUCAACAAAUAUGGAAUUGGCGAGUCACUUGAAUCAGCACCCACUAUUGCAGACAACCCAUAUGUGGUCCCACAUCCUCCAGAGAAUCCUGAGGUGACAGCUAUUACUAAAGAUUCAAUGGUGAUUAUGUGGCAGGAACCGAAAUGUGACGGUGGAACUCCCAUCACCAGCUACAACGUUGAAAGGAAAGACAGAAUAGGCCUCCGCUGGGUCAAAUGCAACAAGAGGAAAGUGAGAGAGCUACAGUUCAAGGCAACAGGUCUUGUUGUUGGACAUGAAUAUGAAUUUAGAGUAACUGCUGAGAAUGCUGCUGGUGUAAGUGCACCAAGUGUAUCCAGUCCAUUCUACAAGGCCACAGAUGGACUGUACAAACCAGGGGCUCCAUGCAAUCCCAGGAUCUUGGAUACAACAAAGUCCUCAGUUACUGUUGCCUGGAACAAACCUGUCUACGAUGGUGGCUCUGAAAUCACUGGCUAUAUUGUAGAGACAUGCAUUCCAUCUGAAAAGGAGGAAGAGGAGGAAUGGACCAUUGUGACACCCAAGGAAGGCCUCCUUGCCACCUCAUUCACCAUUGUUAAUCUGAAGGAGAACCAGGAGUACAAGAUUAACAUCUCUGCUCUCAACAGUGAAGGAAUUGGAGAGGCAGCUUCUGUACCUGGAAAUCCCAAGGCAGAGGACAGACUUCUCCCACCUGAGAUUGAUUUGGAUGCUGAGCUCCGGAAGGUGGUCAGUCUUAGAGCUUGCUGCUCACUUCGACUGUUUGUUCCGAUUAGAGGCAGACCAGCUCCCCUGGCCAAAUGGACCAAAGGAGAUGGUGAGCCUGUUGAGAGGGCAACCAUUGACAGUACAACAUCAUACACGUCCCUCAUUAUUGAAAAUGUCAACAGAUUUGACAGUGGAAAGUAUAAUCUUACUGUGGAAAACAGUUCUGGCUCCAAGACCGUUACAGUCCAGGUCAGGGUGCUCGAUACACCAAGUGCGCCCCAGAAUCUGAAGCUCACCACUGUAACCAAUGAAGCUGUCACUCUCACUUGGGAUCCACCAGUGAAUGAUGGAGGAGUUAAGGUUAAAAACUACAUUGUUGAAAAACGUGAGUCUACAAGGAAAGCAUAUGCCACAGUCAGUGCUAAUUGCCAUCACACAACCUUCACGGUUGACCAGCUUCUGGAAGGAUGCAACUAUUACUUCAGAGUUUUGGCUGAGAAUGAAUAUGGCAUUGGAUUGCCCAUUGAGACUGGUGAAUCUGUUAAAGUGUCUGAAAAACCACAGCCACCUGGCAAAAUCACUCUCAAAGAUGUCACCAAAAAUAGUGUCACCCUGACAUGGGAGAGGCCAGAGCAUGAUGGCGGCAGCAGAGUGGGCUGUUACGUUGUUGAGAUCCAACCUAAAGGUGUUGACAAGUGGAGCCAGGCUAUGAUUGUGAAGGAAACAGAAGCUACUAUUAGUGGACUAAAUGCGGGUGAAGAAUACAUGUUCCGUGUCGCAGCAAGAAAUGAGAAGGGAACGAGUGACCCACGUCAAAUUGGUGUUCCUGUGAUCUUGAAAGAUCUUGUGAUUGCACCUGUUGCCAAAAUGCUGUUCAACACAUUCACUGUGUUGGCAGGAGAAGACCUGACAGUGGAUGUUCCAUACGUUGCACGUCCUAAAGCAAAUGUCUCCUGGGUAAAGGAUGGUCAGCCUCUGAAGAGAACUACUAGAGUAAACUUUGGUGCAACUGAGACGAUGCUGAACCUCAACAUAAAAGAGGCUGCCAAAGAUGAUGUUGGACACUACCUUAUUACUCUGAGGAACACAGCAGGAGAGACAACAGCAGACAUUGGCAUUGUUGUUCUUGACAAACCUGGCCAGCCAGGUGGCCCAGUGAAGAUAGAAGAGGUCACUUCUGACAGUGUCACCAUUUCCUGGAAUCCACCAGAGUAUGAUGGGGGUUGCACCAUCAAAAACUACAUUGUGGAAAAGAGAGACACAUCCACCACUAACUGGAUGGUAGUAUCUCCAAACCUUGCAAGGACCAAAAUUAAGGCAGGCAGACUGAAGACUGGCUCAGAGUAUCAGUUCAGAAUAACAGCAGAAAACCGAUAUGGAAAAGGUCCAGUUCUUCAGUCAGAGUGUAUUGUGGCUCAGUAUCCAUACAAACUCCCAGGCCCACCUGGAACACCAUCCAUUGCAGCCUGCGCAAAGGACAGCAUGGUGGUAGCCUGGAAUGAACCUGUGAACGAUGGUGGAAGCCCUAUCUUGGGCUACCAUCUCGAACGCAAAGAGAGAAACAGCAUCUUGUGGGUCAAACUUAACAAGUCUCUUAUUACUGACCAAACUUUUAAGACCACUGGUCUGGAACCAGGAAUGGAGUAUGAAUACCGGGUUUAUGCUGAAAACAUUGUUGGAAUAGGCAAAGUGAGCAAAGUGUCUGAGGGGCAUGUUGCUAGAGAUCCGUGUGAUCCCCCUGGGACCCCAGAGGCGACAAAGAUCACUAAGGACUCUGUGACCAUUGUUUGGACCAAGCCUGAGUAUGAUGGUGGAGCAAAGGUUACAGGUUACAUUGUGGAAAAGAAGGAACUUCCUGAGGGUCGUUGGCUAAAGGCAAACUUCACAAAUGUCAUUGAGACUGAAUAUGUUGCCACUGGACUUGUGCAGGACAAUCAGUACGAAUUCCGCGUCAUUGCCAGAAAUGCUGCCGGUGUUUUCAGCCUCCCAUCUUACAGCACCGGUCCCAUCACUGCCAGGGAUGAGAUUGAACCACCACGCAUCAGCAUUGAUCCUGAGUACACACAGACUGUGGUUGUUCAUGCUGGAGAAAACUUCAAAAUUGAUGCAGAUGCUCAUGGUAAACCAUUGCCCACCAUCCACUGGAUGAAGGGAGAGCAGGAACUGGGAAACACCAUUCACAGAGAAAUAAAGAACACACCCACCAAAGCUUUCAUGUCUGUCAAAGAAGCUAAACUUUCCGAUGGAGGCCAGUACACGCUGUUACUGAAAAAUCCAGGAGGAGAAAAGGCUACGCAGAUCAAUGUAGUGGUGUUAGAUAAACCUUCUGAGCCACAAGGACCUCUUGUUAUUACAGGAGUAAUGAAGGACCGGUGCUGUCUCGCAUGGAAACCACCACUGCAAGAUGGUGGCAGCAAAAUCUCCCACUACAUUGUGGAGAGGAGAGAAACAAGCAGACUGGUCUGGACCGUCAUUGAUCCCAAAGUAGAGAACAUUUGUCUAAAGGUUAACAAGCUCCUGGAAGGAAACGAGUACAUAUUCAGAGUUCAUGCUGUCAACCACUAUGGAACAAGUGCACCACUUGAGUCUGAUGCAGUCAUAAUCAAGGACCCAUAUUCAACACCUGGAUCACCUAGGAACUUAGAAGUCUCAGAUAUCAAGAAGGAUUCAAUGAUGCUCACCUGGGAGCGUCCUUUAGAAGAUGGAGGUAGCCCAAUCACUGGAUACAUAAUUGAGAAACAUGACAAAGAGGGAGUUAGGUGGACAAGAUGCAACAGGCAGACAGUCACUGCUUUGAACUUCAAGGUCACUGGACUCCUGGAUAGUCAUAUUUAUGAAUUCAGAGUCUCAGCCGAGAAUUCUGUUGGUGUCGGUGAGUCAAGCUCUCCAACUGUAUUCUACAAAGCUCUUGAUCCCAUCUUCACACCUGGCCCACCAAACAAUCCAAGAGUUACUGACACCACAAAAACAUCAGUAUUUCUGUCAUGGGGAAAGCCUGCCUGUGACGGAGGCUGUGAGAUUCAGGGAUACAUUGUUGAGUGCUGCACAACCACAGAGCCAGCAGUUCCCACUGAAACCCCAGAGGGAGAGGCAACUGCCACAGAUGCUCCAGCUGCAGAAUGGAUAAUGUGCACACCACCAACGGGUGUCAAGAGGACAAAGUUUGAAGUUGCAAAUUUGAAGGAAAACCAGGCAUACAGGUUUAGAGUAUGUGCUAUCAACAAAGUGGGAGUUGGUGAGCAUGCUGAUGUUUCAGGAGCAGUUGUUGCCCAGGACAGGGCAGAGGAACCAGACCUGGACAUUGACCCUGAACUCAGACAGAUUGUGACUAUUAAGGCCGGCGCUUCUCUUAGACUGUUUAUCCCCAUCAAAGGAAGGCCUACUCCUACUAUCAAGUGGGACAAAGAUGAAGCUGCCCUCAAAGAGAGUGCUCAGGUAGAGGUGACCAGCAGUUACACAUCGCUUGUAAUUGAUAAGAUGAGCAGAAAUGACAGCGGAAAAUACACAGUCAGUGCAGAGAACAGUAGUGGAACCAAAUCAGCAUUUAUUGUAGUCCGUGUUCUUGACACACCUAGCGCCCCGGUGAAUCUUAAAGUGAAAGAAGUGACAAACCAGUCAGUAACAUUGGCCUGGGAACCACCUCUACUGGAUGGCGGGUCCAAGAUCAGGAAUUACGUUAUUGAGAAGAGAGAAAGCACACGUAAAACAUAUGCUGCUGUUGUAACAAAUUGUCAUGCUCUGUCAUGGGUGAUUGAGCCACUCCAGGAGGGUUGCAGUUACUACUUCAGAGUCCUUGCCGAGAACGCUCAUGGUGUUGGCCUGCCCGCAGCAACUGUUGACCCUCUUAAGGUAUCAGAGGUGCCUCAGUCUCCAAAGAAUUUGAGUGUUACAGAUCAGACCAAAACAAGCAUCUCUUUGGCCUGGGAAAAGCCUGAGUAUGAUGGUGGGAGCAGAGUCAUUCAGUACCUGCUUGAGGUGCAGCUAAAGGGCCAGGACAAAUGGUCUGGUGUUAACACAUUUAAAACAAUGGAGGCUACUGUCACCAAACUUAACCCAGGAGAGGAGUAUUUAUUCAGAGUUACAGCAAUCAAUGAUAAAGGAAAGAGUGACCCCAAAGUCCUUGCUGGUCCGGUGAUGACCAAGGACUUGGUCUUUGAGCCAGAUGUCCGUCCAGCAUUCAGCAGCUACAGUGUUCAUGUGGGUAAAGACAUGGACAUUGUCAUCCCCAUCUUUGGACGUCCUAAACCAACAGUUGCAUGGACUAAAGAUGGAGCUCCUUUGAAGUUCACCACCAGAGUCAACACUGUCAGUACACCAACUCAAACAACACUGAGUAUUAAGGAGGCAGCAGGUGAUGAUGGUGGCAUGUAUGGUAUAAGUCUUUCUAACUCUGCUGGAAAGAAGGAGACAACAAUUGAACUCAUUGUACUUGACAAGCCUGGCCCUCCAUCUGGCCCCGUGAGAUUUGAUGAAGUCACAACACAGAGCGUCACCAUCUCAUGGGACCCACCAAAACACAAUGGUGGAUGCCCCAUUUCAAACUAUAUUGUGCAGAAAAGAGACACUACUUCAACCACAUGGGAAAAUGUCAGCAUCAACUGUGCCAGAACCACAAUAAAAGUCACAAGACUGAAGACUGGAGCUGAGUACCAGUUCAAGAUUAUUGCCCAGAACCGCUAUGGCAAGAGUCACGGUUUGGAUUCAUCUGCUGUGGUUGCUCAAUACCCCUACAGAGAGCCUGGCCCACCAGGUACUCCCUUCAUAGCCUCCCUCUCCAGAGACCACCAGAUAGUUGAGUGGCAUGAGCCUGUCUCAGAUGGAGGCAGCCCUGUCCUUGGUUACCAUCUGGAAAGGAAAGAGAGGAAUAGUAUCCUCUGGGUCAAGAUCAACAAGACACUCAUCCAUGAGACUAGUUUCAAAAGUCACCCAUUGGAGGAGGGUGUUGAGUAUGAAUACAGAGUUUAUGCUGAAAAUAUUGUAGGUAUUGGCAGAAGCAGUAAGGUCUCAGAGGGUUGUGUUGCUCGUGACCCAUGUGACCCGCCUGGAACACCAGAGGCCAUCCAUGUGACCAAAGAUACAAUUAUCAUCCAGUGGACUAAACCAGAGUAUGAUGGUGGCAGUAAUAUAACCGGCUAUACUGUGGAGAAGCGUGAUCUUCCAGACGGACGUUGGGUCAGGGCAAACUUCACUAACGUGAUUGAGACUCAGUUUACAGUCACUGGUCUGACUGAAAAUGCACAAUAUGACUUCAGAGUCAUUGCUAAAAAUGCUGUGGGCACCGUCAGCAAGCCAUCGUACAACAGUGGACCAAUCAUUGCAAGUGAUAAGGUGGAGGCACCCAAAUUCUCCAUUGACCCGGCAUUCACCAAGACCAUUAUCAUCAAUGCCGGAGAGACAUUUAAGUUGGAUGCCGACGUUCGAGGCAAGCCACUGCCUACAAUCCAGUGGUUCAAGGAUGAGAAACAACUUGAGAAUACUCUCAGGCUUGAGAUCAGAAACACAGAAAACCAUGCAAUGAUUGUCAUUAAGGACUCCGUUAGAGUUGAUGGUGGAGUUUACACACUCCAGCUGACAAAUGAGGCUGGCAGCGAAACUGUUCCAUUCAGGGUUGUGGUCCUGGAUAGGCCCAGUCAAUGUGAAGGACCCCUCCACAUCACUGGAGUUGCUGAAGAUAGAUGCACACUGGUAUGGCGUGCCCCUCUACAUGAUGGAGGUAAUCCUAUUAAACAUUACGUCAUUGAGAGGAGAGAGACUAGCCGUCUAGCUUGGACUGUUGUUUCUAGCUGUUGUGACACCACAUGCUACAAAGUCACCAAACUACUGGAAGGCAACGAGUACAUGUUCCGUGUCAUGGCAGUGAACAGUUAUGGAGUCAGUGAGCCACUUGAGUCUGCUGGAGUGAUCAUGAAGACUCCAUUCGUACCUCCUGGUUCACCUCAUAUUGAGGAGGUAACCAACAUUGCACACGAUGGCAUGACCGUCACCUGGUCUGCCCCCGAGGCGGAUGGUGGCAGCGAGAUUAUCAAUUACAUCAUCGAAAAGAAGGACAGAAGUGGCAUCAAAUGGACCAGAUGCAACAGACAGAAGGUCACUGAUCUCUCCUUUAGAGUUACAGGUCUUACCACAAACCAUGAGUAUGAGUUCAGAGUGGCUGCUGAGAACAUUGUUGGAGUGGGAGAACCCAGCCUUCCAAGUUCAUACUACAAGGCAUGUGAUCCCAAGUACAAACCUGGUGCCCCAGCAUAUGUGAAUGUGAUUGACUCCACAAAGAAUUCUAUCACAGUGUCAUGGGGUAAGCCUUUAUCUGACGGUGGUAGCACCAUUCAGGGAUACAUUGUUGAGAUCUGCAAGGCUGAAGAGGAGCAAUGGACCAUGGUUACACCUCCCACUGGCCUGCGUGUCAACAAAUAUGAAAUUACCAAACUUAAUGAGGGUCAGGAGUAUAAGAUCCAGGUUUGUGCUCUAAACAAACUGGGAGUUGGUGAGCCAUCAGUUCUCUCUGGGACCGCCAAACCAGAGGAGAGGGUCGACCCACCACAGAUCCAUCUUGACUCUGAACUCAGGAAGGGCAUUGUAGUGAAAGCAGGUGGGUCCGUUAGAAUCCAUAUUCCAUUCAAAGGUAGGCCAACCCCUGAAAUUAAGUGGACUAAAGAUGAAGGUGAUCUGACUGAAAAGGCAGUGGUUGAGAAAGCUCUCCACUUCACGCAGUUGUCCAUCGACUCAUGCGAUAGAAAUGACUCUGGAAAAUACACCCUGAGCCUGACCAACAGCAGUGGCACUGUGUCUGAGUUUGUUUCAGUUAAAGUCCUGGAUACACCCGGGGCCCCACAGAAACUUGUGAUCAAAGAAAUUAAAAAGGACUCUGUGACUCUCGCAUGGGAUGCUCCACUGAUUGAUGGGGGGUCCAAGAUCAAGAACUAUGUCAUUGACAAACGUGAAUCCACCAGAAAGGCAUAUGCAAAUGUGUCCACAAAAUGCACCAAGACCACAUUCAAAGUUGAAAAUUUGAUUGAAGGUGCGAUGUACUAUUUCAGAGUCAUGGCUGAGAAUGAAUAUGGAGUAGGACAGGGUAUUGAAACAAAGACUGCUUCUAAGGCCUCUGAGGUACCACUACCUGUUGGAAAAGUCUUCCUCCUUGAUGUCACCAAGGCCACAGCCACGCUGGCCUGGGAGAAACCUGAGCACGAUGGAGGCAGUAGAAUUGGUGGCUAUCUUAUUGAGAUGCAGCCUAAAGGUACAGACAAGUGGGGAGUUGCAACAAAUACAAAGACAUGUGAGGGCACUGUCACAGGUCUCACAGCUGGAACAGAGUACUUAUUCCGUAUCAUUGCUUACAACGAGAAGGGAAAGAGCGAACCAAAGGCACUUGCUGCACCUGUUGUUGCAAGUGACAUGACCAUGGAGCCAAGCAUUAAGAUGCAGUUCAACACUUACAGUGUAUUGGCUGGAAAAGAUCUGAAGCUUGAGUUCCCUGUGAAUGGUAGGCCCAAACCCAGGGUCUCCUGGACCAAGGAUGGUCAACCUUUGAAGGUGACAUCCAGAGUCAAUAUAACAAACACUCUAGCAACAACAGGAAUUACAAUUACUGAGGCUUGCAAGGACGACUUUGGUAAAUACUCUAUCACUGCAACGAAUACUGCUGGCACAGUCACGGAGGAAGUGGCUGUCAUUAUCCUUGACAAGCCUGGUCCACCAACAGGUCCAAUCAAGGUGGUUGAAGUCAGCAACACCUUUGUCCACCUUUCCUGGGAGCCUCCAGUGUACACUGGUGGAUGCCAAGUUAAGAACUAUAUCGUGGAGAAGAGAGACACAACCACCACGACAUGGCAGUCAGUCACCACACAGCUAGCUAGAACAGCUUUUAAGAUCACCAAGCUGAAGACUGGUGCAGAAUACCAGUUCAGAAUCAUAGCUGAAAACAGAUACGGAAAGGGUCAGUCUCUGGACUCUAAGGCCAUUGUGGUGCAAUAUCCAUACAAACCCCCAGGGCCUCCAGGAACCCCACAUGUCAAAUCUGCCACUAAAGAAAUGAUGAUCAUUGAAUGGAAUGAGCCAGUUAAUGAUGGUGGAAGUGCAGUUAUUGGUUACCACCUGGAAAGCAAGGAGAGAAGCAGCAUCCUGUGGAACAAACUGAACAAGACUCUUAUCACUGAUACUCAGUUUAAGAUCUGCAACCUGGAGGAGGGUAUUGGUUAUGAGUUCAGAGUUUAUGCUGAAAAUAUCGUUGGCAUUGGUAGAUGUAGUAAAGUAUCUGAAUCCUUUGUUGCACGUGACCCAUGUGAUCCUCCUGGUGCUCCUGAAGCUGUGUCUAUUUCAAAGAACAUGAUCAAGAUACAGUGGACCAAGCCUCAGUAUGAUGGUGGCAGCAAGGUUAAUGGGUAUAUUGUGGAAAGGAAAGAUCUUUCCUCCCCUGAUGGGCGCUGGGUAAGAAGUAAUUUCACCAAUAUCAUUGAGACAGAGUAUACCAACACUGGUCUGACUGAGAAUGAGCAAUAUGAAUUCAGAGUUAUUGCAAGAAAUGCAGCCGGAGUCUUCAGUGAGCCAUCUGACAGCUCUGGACCUAUCACAGCUACUGAUGAAAUUGAACCACCCAGGGCCUCAAUGGAUCCCAAAUACAAAGACGUUAUUGUUGUCAAUGCUGGUGAACAUUUGCUUCUUGAUGCAGACAUCCAUGGAAAGCCAAUCCCUGAUGUUGUCUGGCUUAAACAGGGCAAGGAAAUGAACAAAGCCUUGCGCAUUGAAGUGAAAACUACACAGAAACGUGCAGCCAUGACAAUUAAGGAUGUAACCAAACUUGACAGUGGCCACUAUGACCUGGUCCUCAAAAAUCUGGGGGGUACAAAAACCUUCCCUAUCACUGUUAAAGUCCUUGAUAAACCAGGUCCGCCCACUGGACCCAUGAAGGUGACUGGAGUAAUGUCUGACAGGUGCAUCCUUGCAUGGGCUGAGCCAACUCUGGAUGGUGGUGCAAGUAUCAGUCACUAUGUUUUGGAGAAGAGAGAAACUAGCAGGUUGUCCUGGACAAUGGUUUCAUCAGAUAUCAAGGGACUGUUCUACAAACUGACAAAUUUGCUCCCUGGAAAUGAAUACAUUUUCAGAGUCAAGGCAGUCAACAAAUAUGGUGUUGGUGAUUGUCUUGAGAGUGAACCCAUCAUUGCACGUAAUCCUUACAAACCACCUAGUGCUCCUGGAACUCCAGAGGCAGGCCAAAUCACAAAGGACUCUAUUGUUCUGUCAUGGACCGCCCCAGAACAGACUGGUGGAGCUGAGAUUCAAAGCUACCACCUUGAAAAACGUGACAAAGACAGCGUAAGGUGGACAAAAUGCAACAGGCAAAAGUUAACAGACACCCACUUCAAGGUGACCGGUCUACUGCUGGAUCACUUCUAUGAGUUCCGUGUUGCUGCUGAGAAUGAGGCUGGAAUGGGAGAUCUCAGUGAACUGUCCAUGUUCUACAGAGCAUGUGAUGCCACGACACCACCUGGACCUCCACACCACCCUAAAGUGAUAGAUUACACAAAAUCCACUGUGUCUCUGUCCUGGGGCAAACCCGACUUUGAUGGUGGAGCCUACAUCAAGGGCUACAUUGUUGAAAUGAGGGAGUAUACACCAGUGUCUGAGUCACCAGAGGAGGCAGAAGUAGCACCAACGGUAGAGCCUCCGGUUGAAAAGGAAUGGACCAUGUGUACUCCACCUGCCGGCAUUCAAGCCACUAAACUCACUAUCCCUGACCUGAAGGAUGGUGGAGAAUAUCAGUUCCGUGUCUGUGCUAUUAACUCAGAGGGCGUGGGUGAAGCUGCUAAUGUCCAUGGAACAGUAGUAACAUGUGACAGGGUGGAAGCUCCAGAGAUCGAACUUGACGCUGAUCUCAGGAAGGUGGUUUCUGUCCGGGCUGGUGGAACACUGCGUCUGUUUGUUGCAAUUAGAGGAAGACCACAACCGUCUGUGAAAUGGGAGAAGGUCGAGGGUGUUCUCACAGAGCGUGCCGCAAUCGACACAACCAGUUCAUACACAAUGCUUGUUAUUGACAAUGUUAACCGCUUUGACAGUGGCAAAUAUUCACUAACACUGGAGAAUGGCAGUGGCGUAAAAUCUGCUGUUGUUGCAGUGAGAAUUUUGGAUACACCAAGUGCACCACAAAACUUUGCUGUUAAGGAGCUCAAGAAGGAUUCGGUUACUCUGGCGUGGGAUACACCACUGACCGAUGGUGGUUCGAAAAUCACAAACUACAUCAUUGAGAAGAGAGAGUCGGUCAGGAAAGCCUAUACAACUGUCACGAGUAACUGCACGGCCAAUACAUUCAAGAUUGAAGACCUACCAGAGGGUGGAAACUUCUACUUCAGAGUCUGUGCUGUCAAUGAAUAUGGCCAAGGACAGAUGGUUGAAACCAAAGAAGUCAAAGUGUCUGAGGUACCUCUGCCUCCAAGCAAGGUUACUCUCAUAGAUGUGACCAAGACCAGCGUAUCACUCGCCUGGGACAAACCUGCUCACGAUGGUGGAAGCAAAGUCAUGUGCUACAAUGUGGAAUUUAAACCCAAGAGUGGUGAUAAAUGGGGCACAGCGUGCACAGUCAAGGUGCCAGAAGCAACUAUUCCUAACCUGACUCCCAACGAAGCUUUCUUGUUCAGGGUUGUCGCAAUCAAUGAAAAGGGAAAGAGUGAGCCAAAAGACUUCGGUUUGCCUGUGAUUGCAAAGGAUGUUGCUAUUGAACCAUCAACCAAUUUACUGUUUACCACAUACAGUGUGAAGGCUGGAGAUGACCUCACACUUGAGGUUCCAGUAAGAGGCAGGCCAAAACCUGUUGUGUCAUGGAAGAAGGAUGGCCUUCCUUUGAAGCAAACAUCAUCAGUUACCAUCUUAAACACUGCAACCUCCUCCAAAAUUAUCAUCAAAGAGGCUCGCAGGGAACACGUUGGCAAGUAUGAAAUCACCUUGGCCAACACAGCAGGAACUGUCACAGCAGAUAUUGGAGUUGUUGUCCUUGAUAAACCAGGCCCACCAAAAGGAAUUAAGGUGGAUGCCGUGACCUCAGACAGCAUCACGCUGUCCUGGUCGCCACCAGAGUAUGAUGGUGGCUGCUCCAUCAGUAACUACAUUGUAGAGAAGAGAGACACAAACACACAGGAAUGGCAAAUGGCUGCAAGUAAUGUUGCCAGAACCUCUUUUAAGGCUGGCCGCCUCACACAUGCCGCUGAGUACCAGUUCCGUAUCUAUGCAGUUAACCGUUAUGGGAAGAGUACCUACCUGGAUUCACCUGGAAUCACUGCUCAGUAUAACUUCAAACAACCUGGACCUCCUUCCACACCUAUUGUGAAAUUGGCCACCAAGGCCUUCAUGUUGGUGACCUGGAAUGAACCAGUCAUGGAUGGUGGUAGUCCUGUUUUGGGUUAUCACCUGGAGAGGAAGGAACGUACUAGCAUUCUUUGGACAAAGAUGAACAGAGGAAUGAUCAAAGACACAGAAUACAAAGUCAUUGGAAUUGAAGAGGGCAUGAUGUAUGAAUACCGUGUCUAUGCCGAAAAUAUUGCUGGUAUUGGUAAAUGUAGUAAAGCCUGUGAAGCUGUAGCAGCCAGAGAUCCAUGUGAUCCUCCUGGCACACCUGUGGUCACUGCUGUUACCAGAACAUCUGUGUCCUUAUCUUGGGAUAAACCAGAAUAUGAUGGUGGAGCCAAGGUUUCUGGCUACAUUAUUGAACGCAGAGACCUUCCUGAAGGACGUUGGACAAGGUGCAACUUCACCAAUGUGCCUGAGACCCACUAUGAUGUGACAGGCCUUACAGAGAACAGCCAGUAUGAUUUCCGUGUUAUUGCAAAGAAUGCAGCUGGACUGUUCAGUAUACCAUCAGACAACACUGGCCCCAUCACCGUCAAGGAUGACGUUGAGCCACCACGCAUCAUGAUGGACGUCAAGUACAGAGAGACAGUGUUUGUCAAAGCAGGAGAAACUCUUAAGAUUUAUGCUGACCUCGCUGGACGUCCUGCACCAGUCAGUUCCUGGACCAAGGAUGGCAAAGAGAUUGAGCUGAGAGCCAGAAUCCAAAUACUUUCCACAGAUACCAGCACAAGUGUCAUUGUGAAGGACUGCAUCAGAAGAGAUUCUGGACAGUAUGUCCUGACUCUACAAAACAUAGGAGGGACAGUUACAAUGCCAAUAAACUGUGUGAUAAUUGAUAAGCCAGGGCCCUCAGCAGGACCUCUGCAGAUCACAGGUCUCACGGCUGAGUCAUGCAUUCUGUCAUGGGGUCCUCCUCAGGAGACAGGUGGUGCUACCAUCACACAUUAUGUUGUUGAGAAGCGUGAGACCAGUCGCUUGGCAUGGACACUGGUGAAGGGAGAGGUCACAAAAACAUACUACAAAGUCACAGGCCUGCUAAAGGGCAAUGAAUAUAUGUUCAGAGUUCUGGCUGUCAACAAGUAUGGUCUUGGUGAACCUCUGGAGAGUGACACUGUAAAGGUUUCAGAUCCAUACACGAUUCCCAGCACUCCAGCCAGCGUUGAUGUAACUACCAUAACUGGAGACUCGAUGACCCUCACUUGGUGCAAGCCAGCCAGCGAUGGAGGCAGCCCCAUUACUGGAUAUGUGAUUGAGCGUCGUGAGAAGACAGCUAUGCGCUGGAUCCGUAUAAAUAGAGAUCCAGUUGUUGAAUGUACCUCCGUGGCAACCAAACUGCGCAAGGGUUACGAGUAUGACUUCAGAGUCUAUGCUGAAAAUGCUGCUGGUCUGAGCGCCCCAAGCGAACCAUCUGCGACUUUCAGAGCCACUGAUCCUCUGGUGGUUCCAUCUCGCCCAACCAAGCCCAAAUGUAUCAGCUCAACCAAGGACACCGUGUCUAUUGUCUGGAAACCACCGACAGAUGAUGGUGGUGCUCCCAUACUUGGAUACUGUGUAGAAUACAGAGAACACAUCCCCAAACCAGCGGCAGAGGUGGAGGAAGAUGAAGAAGAAUACGAGGAAGAAGAGGAGGAAGAGGAACCUGAAUCUCCUGAAGAACUAGCAAGAUGGGUUGAGGCCAUUCCUCUUACCAAGAGUCUGGAAUUCACAAUCACUGGAUUAAAGACAGAUACAGAGUAUGAAUUCUGUGUCAAGGCACUAAACAAAGUUGGCAGCAGUACACGUAGCCAGUAUUCAGAUCCAGCCGCCGCAAUAGACAGAACAGCAGAGCCCUCCUUUGACAUCGACACUGAGAUGCGUAAAGUACUUAUCGUUAAGCACGGCACAGCAUUUACUCUCAACGUGCCAUUCAAGGGAAAACCUGUACCAUCCGCAGAAUGGGUGAAAGAGGGAAUUGACCUGAAAGUCAGAGGGACCAUAGAAUCAACCGAAUCCAGCACCUCACUUACUAUCGAGAAGUCAACCAGAAAUGACUCUGGUGAAUACUCUGUCACAAUUGAAUCAUCACUGGGAAGAGCAACAUUGCCUAUGGUUGUCAAGGUGCUCGACUCUCCUGGACCUCCAGUCAAUGUUAAAGUUUCAUCAGUGACCAGGGAUUCUGCAACCCUGACUUGGGAGGCACCGGAGAAUGAUGGUGGUGAUGCAGUGAAGGCUUAUCAUGUUGAGAAACGUGAGGCCAGUAAGAAGGCCUGGGUGUCUGUGACCAGCAACUGCCACAAUUUGAGUUACAAGGUGGAAGACCUGCAGGAGGGAGCCAUCUAUUACUUCAGAGUUAUUGGAGAAAAUGAGUAUGGACUUGGUGUCCCCCAGGAGGCCAAGGCAGGAACAAAGAUUACAGAGGUGCCAAGUCCACCCAUGAAGCUUGGAGUUGCAAACGUUACCAAGGAUUGUGUUACAAUUGCCUGGACAAGACCAGAAUAUGAUGGUGGUAGCAGAGUCACUGGUUACCUUAUUGAUGCCCUGGAGAAGGGACAGAACAAGUGGGUGAAAUGUGCCACAGUGAGAACCCUGACUCACACAAUCAAGAGCCUGAGAGAAGGGGCUGAGUACUUUUUCAGAGUCCGGGCUGAAAACCACGCUGGACUCAGCGAACCCAAGGAGAUGAUUGUUCCUGUUAUUGUCAAAGAAAUACAAGAGGCUCCAGAGUUUGAUCUGAAGAACUAUCCCAAAAACACAGUUUACGUGAAGGCAGGAUCCAACCUGACCUUCGAGAUCCCUCUUACCGGCAGACCCAUGCCGAAGGUGACAAUGUCCAGGAACAAUGUCGUCAUCAAGGGGUCCAAGAGGUUACUGACAGAGGUGACUCCAGACAGCUUGGUCAUCACUCUAAAUGAAAGCAUUUCAAGUGACGCUGGAAAAUAUGAAGUCACUGCCUCAAACGCAGGAGGAACUACCAAGAUCUUCAUCAUCUUUGUUGUGCUGGACAAACCUGGACCUCCCAUUGGUCCAGUUGAGGUCGGAGAGGUCGGAGAGACCACAGUAUGUCUGAAAUGGACUCCUCCCGAGUACGAUGGUGGCAGCCCUGUUACCAAUUACGUUGUUCUGAAACGUGAAACCAGCACUCCUACCUGGGCUGAGGUGUCAACCAGCAUUGCCAGAAGCUCAAUCAAGGUGACCAAGCUGACCAAGGGAGAGGAGUAUCAGUUCAGAAUCAAGGCUAUGAAUCGUUAUGGCCUCAGCGACCACAUUGACAGUAAACCAGUCAUGAUAAAACUUCCAUACACCAUCCCUGGACCUCCGUCCACCCCAUGGAUUGGAUUUGUGUCCAGAGAGAGUCUGACAAUCUGCUGGAAUGAGCCUGUCAAUGAUGGUGGAAACCCUGUGAUUGGGUAUCAUCUCCAGAUGAAGGAGAGGAGCAGCAUCCUCUGGCAGAAGGUCAAUAAGACAGCAAUCCCCGGUAACCAGUGGCGUGUCACAAACAUCUGUGCCGGCCUCAUCUAUGAAUUCAAAGUUGCAGCUGAAAAUGCUGCUGGUAUUGGAAAGAUGAGCAAGACCUCUGAAGAGGUACUUGCUAUUGAUGCCUGUGAGCCCCCAGCAAAUGUCCGCAUCACAGAAGUUACCAAGAACUCAGUCAGCCUGGCCUGGCAAAGGCCUCCAUAUGAUGGUGGUAGCAAGAUCACUGGCUACAGUGUGGAAAGGAGGGAAGCUGCCAGUGGCAGAUGGGUGAAGGCCAACUUCACAAACAUCAUUGAGAUGGGCUUCACUGUAUCUGGACUGAACCAGGACGAGUCUUAUGAGUUCAGAGUGUUUGCCAAGAAUGCUGUUGGUUCUGUCAGCAACCCAUCUCUCAUCGCCGGCCCAGUCACUUGUGUGGAUGCUUGUGGUACCCCAGCCAUUGAUCUUCCCCCUGAGUAUCUGGAUGUGGUUCAGUACAAGGCCGGAGCUUCAGUCAAGCUCAGAGUAGGAAUCGCUGCCAAGCCUUUGCCGGCUAUUGAGUGGCUGAAGAAUGGCAAAGAGCUGGUAGCCAGCUCCACGGUGUCUGUUGAAAGCACAACAGACUCUACUGCUGUUCUGAUCAAGGAUGCCACUCGCUUUGACACAGGCUCAUACGAGGUCAAGAUAAAAAAUGUUUUGGGAUCAGCAUCUGCAACCAUCAGGAUUGAGAUCCUUGAUAAACCUGGACCUCCACCUGGCCUCAUUAACUUUAACUCCAUCACAGCAGACAAGAUCAUUUUCAGCUGGCAACCAGUGCCUGAGUCUGACCAGGGAGGUUCCAAGGUGACCCACUACCUUGUUGAGAGGCGUGAAACCAGCCGAGUGGUCUGGUCAACAAUUUCAGACAAGUACGAGCAGACACACAUCACCGUGGGCAAGUUAGUGCGUGGAAAUGAGUAUGUGUUCCGUGUCAUGGGUGUUAACAAGUAUGGAGUUGGAGAGCCACUGGAGUCAGAGCCAGUCAUCGCUAAGAAUGCAUUUGUGAACCCCGGCCAGCCUCGUACUCCUGAGGUGAAUAUCAUCACCAAGACCACGAUGGUGGUAGAAUGGGACAAACCAGGUGUAGAUGGAGGAAGCCCAGUUACUGGCUACUACCUGGAGAGGCGAGACAAGAAGAGCUUGCGCUGGAUCAGAGUUUACAAAGAUCCAGUCACUGACAUCAAACAAACAGUCUAUCACCUGACAGAAGGAAACGAGUACCAGUAUCGUGUUUGUGCAAUUAACAAGGCUGGAGAGGGGCCGUUCUCUGAUGCAUCAGACUACUACAAGGCCGCUGACCCAGUUGAUCCACCAGAUGAGCCUUGCAAGCUAAAAGUGGUGGACUCCACCAAGACAUCCAUCACCUUGGGCUGGUCCAAGCCAGAAUGGGAUGGAGGCAGCGAGGUCAUCAGCUACAUGGUGGAGAAGCUUGUCGAGGGAGAGGAGCAAUGGGCCAUGGUUACUUCAAAGGGAGAAGUCAAGACAACAGAGUACACAGUUCACGACCUAAAACCAGAUGUCAACUACUUCUUCAGAGUCUCUGCUGUCAAUUGUGCUGGCCGUGGAGAGCCUCUUGAAAUGACAGAACCUGUACAGGCCAAGGAUAUCCUGGAGGAGGCCCAUAUUGACUCAGAUGUUGCUAUGAGAACUCACUACAUUGUGAAGGCUGGCAAGGAUGUGGAACUUUCUGUUCCUCUGAAGGGAAGACCAGCUCCAACUGCUUCCUGGAGCAAAGGAGACGAAUGCAUUGAUCGUAACCCUUCGUAUGAGUUCCACCACUCAGACACAACCACAGUCCUUGUCAUGCGUGAGGUGACAAGGCUUGACACUGGAAAGUAUACAGUCAAGAUAGAGAAUGGCGUAGGACAGCCAAAGACGCUGACUCUGUCCGUGAAGGUCCAGGAUACACCGGCGCAAUGUAGGAACUUGGUCCUGAAGGAAGUGACCCGUGGAAAGGUCACUCUCUGCUGGGAACCUCCACUCCUUGACGGAGGUGCUGAGGUCACAAACUACAUCAUCGAGAAGAGAGACUCCUCAAAGAGAUCUUUCUCCGCGGUCACAACCAAAUGCACAGAUACAACAUAUACCAUUGAAGACCUUUCAGAGAAGACAUCCUUCUUCUUCCGUGUCUUAGCAGAGAAUGAGAAUGGAAUUGGUGAUCCAUGUGAAACACUAGAGCCCGUGAAAGCUACAGAGACUCCAGGGCCAGUCAAGGAAGUCUCUAUGAAGGAUUCAUCCAAGUCCUCUGUCACCCUCCAGUGGCUGAAGCCUGAUUAUGACGGCGGCAGCAUCAUUUCUGACUACGUCAUUGAGAAGAAGCUCAAGGACGAGGAAUGGUCACUGGGUGGAACCAGCAGACAGUGUGAGUUUGAAGUAAAGAAACUCAAGGAGCACUCAGAAAUGUUCUUCAGAGUUGCCGCCAGGAAUGAGAAGGGACAGGGUGACUUUGUUGAGACAGGACCUAUAAAGGUCAUUGAUUACAUUAUCACACCUGAGGCAUGCCUUGCAGAGUACCCAGGUGGCAGCCUCAGUGUUCGCCUGGGUCAUAAUGUGCACAUUGAGUUGCCAUACAAAGGCAAACCCAGACCUGCUGUUCUGUGGCUGAAGGACAACCUGCCUCUGAAGGAAAGUGACCAAAUACGUUUCAAGAAAACGGAAAACAAAGCUACCCUGAUGAUUAAGAAUGUGAAGAAGGAGAAUGAGGGUAAAUACACCCUGACCCUUGACAAUAAGGUCAACAGAAGAUCAUUCCACAUCCAUGUCAUCACACUUGGACCACCAUCAAAGCCUGUUGGACCCAUCCGACUGGAUGAAAUAAGAGCUGAGAGCAUCAUGAUCUCCUGGGAUGAACCCAACGAUGACGGUGGUGGAGACAUUACCUGCUACAGUGUGGAGAAACGGGACACUUCCAAGUCUGACUGGAAGAUGGCCUGCUCCAGUGUACAGGGUACUCAGUUCAAGGUUCCUAACCUGAUCAAGGGUGUUCAAUAUCAGUUCAGAGUGUGUGCUGAGAACCGGUAUGGCGUUAGCGAGGCUCUGGUCUCACAAAUGGUUAUUGCUAAGCACCAGUUCAGGCCUCCAGGUCCACCAGGCAAGCCUGUUGUGUACAACGUUACCAACGACGGCAUGACCAUCCAGUGGGAGAAGCCAAUCUAUGACGGUGGUACCCCCAUCCAAGGCUUCCACGUGGAGAAGAGAGAAAAGAACAGCAUCAUGUGGCAGAAGGUCAACACAAUCCUGAUCAAAGAAACUGAUUUCAGGAUCUUAGAGCUCAUUGAAGGCCUGGAGUACUCCUUCAGAGUCUAUGCCCAAAACGAUGCUGGCUUCAGUCGGAUGAGUGAUGAGAGUAAGCCAACCAUGGCUGUUAGUCCUGUUGAUCCUCCAGGCCAGCCUGACUACACUGAUGUGAUGAGUGAUUCAGUGACACUAAAAUGGGAUGCACCUAAACGUGAUGGUGGAAGCAAGAUCGCCGGCUACAACAUUGAGAAACGCCAAGGACACGGCCGUUGGUUCAAGGCAAACUUGACUGACGUGCAUGACUGUCAGUAUACCGUCACCGGCCUGGCAAUGAACGAGCGCUACGAGUUCAGAGUCAUUGCCAGAAAUGCCAUUGGUGUCAUCAGUCCUCCGUCAAACUCCUCUGGCUUGAUUGUUGUCAGAAGUGAGAAUGCUGCUCCAAACAUUGAGUUUGGCCCAGAGUAUUUCGAGGGUUUGACCGUCAAAGCAGGAGACAACAUCCGGCUAAAGGUGACCAUCACUGGACGGCCAGUUCCCAAAGUUAUCUGGUACAGAGAUGGUGUAGAGGUUACCAAAAAGAUGAUGGAUAUCAUCACUGUGGCUGGGUCCAGCACUGUGUUUGUCAGGGAUGCUGACCGCUCACACCGUGGCCUCUACACCGUGGAGGCUACCAAUGGAUCUGGAAGUAGGAAGGAGAACAUCCUUGUCCAAGUCCAAGAUACACCUGGAGAGCCAGUCGGACCCAUCACCUUCACCAACAUUUCAGAAGGAAAAUGCACUCUGUCUUGGAAUCCACCAGAGAAUGACGGUUGCUCUGAGAUCUCUCAUUACAUUGUUGAGAAGCGUGAGACAGCCAAGAUCUCUUGGGCCUUGGUGUCUGAUGAGUGUAAUGAGUGCACUUUCAAUGCAACCAAGCUCAUCAAGACUAACGAGUAUCAGUUCAGGGUCUCUGCUGUGAACAAAUUUGGAGUUGGUAGACCUUUGGAGUCCACCCCCAUCAUUGCACAAAUGCAAUAUACUACUCCUGAUGCUCCAGGUACUCCUGAUGCCACUGAGGUGACAGGAGAGAGCAUCACCCUAUCUUGGACUCCUCCAACAUCUGAUGGAGGAAACCCCAUCCAGUACUACAUCCUGGAGAAACGAGAAAAGAAGACUCUCCGCUUCUACAAGGUCAUUACCAAAAAGCCCAUCAUCGAAUGUGCUCACAAGGUGCUUCACCUGACAGAGGACAUGGAGUAUGAGUUCCGUGUCAUGGCCGUCAAUGACGCUGGUGUUGGAGCUCCUAGCAACAUCUCUAUACCUAUCAAAGCUGCCGAGCCAAAGGAUAUUCCUUGUGCUCCAUCUGUGAUAUGUGUCUCAGACUCCACCAACACCUCCAUCAGCUUGGAAUGGACCAAACCUGGGGAUGACGGUGGCAUGGAGAUCCUCGGCUACAUUAUUGAAAUGGUGAAGGGAGAAGAUGCUGAAUGGAAGAGAGUGAACGAGGAGCUUGUGGCAGAAACUAACUAUGUGGUGACGGGUCUUCAGACUGGAGCAGAGUACAAGUUCCGUGUUGCAGCUGUCAAUCAUGUGGGUAGAGGAGAGGACAAGGAGAUUCUUGAGCCGGCUCAGGCUGUAGACAGGCUAACGGCACCACAGGUAGACAUUGACGCCACAUUCAAGCAGACACACAUCAUUAAGGCUGGAAGUUCAGUUUGCUUGGGCAUCCACUUCAGAGGAAAGCCUGUUCCCACUGCCACCUGGGUGAAGGAGGAAGGGGAGCUGAGUGCCAUGUCAGAAAUUUCAAAUACUGAAGGCUACAGCUCUCUCAGUAUGGAAAACUGCUCCAGAAAGGACUCAGGAAAAUACACCGUUAACCUGGAGAACUCUAGCGGUAGUAAGGCCAUUUCAUUUAUCGUAAAGGUGAUGGACACUCCUGGACCUCCACAGGCUGUUGCCUUCCAAGAGGUGUCCAGAGGCACAGUCACUCUUAGCUGGGAGCCUCCUCUUCAUGACGGCGGGGCCCGAAUCCAUCACUAUAUUGUUGAGAGACGUGAGGCCAGCCGACGCACAUGGCAGCAGUCUGGUAGCAAGUGCACUAAAAAUAUCCUGAAGAUCCAGGAUCUGCUGGAGGGAGUGCCAUACUUCUUCAGGGUCUCUGCAGAGAACCAACACGGUGUGGGAGAGGCCUUUGAGAUCACUGAACCUGUUAUUGCCACUGCAGAACCAGCAUCUCCAAAGAGACUGGACAUCCUGGACACCACAGACAACUCUGUGUCACUAGGCUGGCUGAAACCAGAGCACGAUGGCGGUAGUCGCAUCCAGUGUUACGUCAUUGAGGCCAGGCCUAAGGGUACAGACAAGUGGGUAGUCGUUGGCAACACCAAGAGUCUCACUUAUGUUAUUGAAAAGCUCAACAAGGGCGAUGAAUAUGACCUCCGUGUAAAGGCCAAGAAUGAAGCUGGCUACAGCAAGCCGAAGGAAACUCUGGCUCCUGUGCUGGUCAAAGAGCCUCACAUUGAACCUGCAGCUGACCUCAGUGAGAUUGCAAACCAGCUCAUCACAUGUAGAUCUGGCAGCACUUUCACGAUCGAUGUUCCCAUCAGUGGUAGACCUGCGCCUAAGGUCACCUGGAAGCUGGAGGAGAUGAGGCUAAAGAGCUCCGACAGAGUUUCCAUCAAAACAACCAAAGACAGAACCAGCAUCUCAGUCAAGGACGCCAUGAGAGGAGAUGGUGGUAAAUACUAUCUGACUCUGGAGAAUGUGGCAGGAACCAGAACCUUCGCUGUUGAAGUUAAUGUCACAGGCAGACCCAGUCCUCCAAGUGGAACCAUCGAAAUUUCCUCCAUUACCUCCGAGUCUUGCGUCGUUACUUGGGAGCCACCAGAGGAUGAUGGUGGUACAGACAUCACCAACUACAUUGUGGAGAAGCGUGAGUCUGGUUCCACGGCAUGGCAGCUGAUCAACUCCAGCGUGAAGAGAACGUCUCUCCAUGUCAGUCACCUGACCAAAUACAUGCAGUACACUUUCAGGGUAUCCGCUGAGAACAGGUUUGGAGUCAGCAAGCCCACUGAGUCUGAAACUAUUGUCGCAGAGCAUCCUUUCACACCUCCUGGCCCACCCACGAAGCCUUCAGUCUUUAACGUCACUGCGAACACAAUGACCCUGAAAUGGGAAGAGCCUUACCAUGACGGUGGAAGCAAAGUGACAGGCUACUGGAUUGAGAAGAAAGAGAGGAAUAACAUCCUGUGGGUGAGAGAGAACAAGAUCCCCUGCUUCGAAUGCUACACCAAGGUGGAAGGUCUGGUCGAGGGCUUGGAAUACCAGUUCAGGGUUUAUGCUAUGAACAGUGCUGGGCUGAGCAAAGCCAGUGAGGCCUCAAAGGGAGCAGUAGCUCAAAACCCAGUUGAUCCACCUAGCAAGCCUGAAGUCACAAAUGUCACAAGAACCACCGUCUCCCUCAAAUGGUCAGCUCCACUGAACGAUGGUGGAAGUCCCAUCGUGGGCUACAUCAUUGAACGGAAGCCGUACACAUUGACCGGUGAGGGUCGCUGGCUAAAGUGUAACUACACCAAUGUGACAGACAAUUUCUACACCGUGACCGCCCUGGGAGAAGGAGAACCCUACGAGUUCAGAGUCAUUGCCAAGAAUGCCAACCAGGUCUUCAGCACUCCGUCAGAGUCCACCGGGUCUGUCCAGUGCAAGACCGACUUUGAGCCACCAAAGGCCCAGCUGGACAGCAAACUCCUGUCUGAAACUGUCAUGGUCAGAGCUGGUUCAGACUUGGUUCUGGAUGCUGCAGUGGGAGGCAGACCUGACCCCAAGGCUUCCUGGUCCAAGGGAACUAAAGAUCUGGAGUUGUGUGAAAAGUAUCACCUGCAGUACACCCCCACCAGGGCCAUGGCCAUCAUAAAAUUCUGUGACAGAGAUGACACUGGAAAAUACAUCCUCACCGUCAGGAAUGUGAGUGGAACCAAGACCGCAGAGGUCAACGUCAAAGUUCUCGACACACCUGGAGUUUGUCAAGGCAGCAUCGAGAUCAGCAAGAUAACAGAGGAGUCAUGUACCCUGAGCUGGAAGCCUCCACUAGAGGAUGGUGGCGACGAGAUCAGCCACUACGUUGUGGAGAGGCGUGACACCAACAGACUGAACUGGGUAGUUAUGCAGGCGGAGUGCAAGGAGCUCACCUGCAACAUCACUGGGCUGUUCAAGAACACAGAGUACCUGUUCAGAGUCCGGGGAGUAAACAAGUACGGAGCUGGAGUCCACCUCCAGUCAGACCCCAUGGUCGCCAGAAACACCUUCACUGUGCCAACUCCUCCUGGUGCUCCAGAGAUCCUGGUAUCAGGAAAGGACUUUGCCACCAUAGAGUGGAUGAAGCCGGAGAGCGACGGUGGCAGCCCGUUGAUUCAUUAUCUGGUGGAGAGACGUGAGAGAAAGAGCGCUCGCUGGGUGAAGGUGAACAGGGACGGCGCUCACCUGGACACCACACUUAAAGUGUCUGGUUUGACCGAAGGAAACAUCUACCAGUUCAGAGUGACCGCCAUCAACAAGGCUGGAGAGAGUGAGCCCAGCGAGGUUUCUCUGUAUGUGGUCUGCAGAGUGCCCACAUGCACUCCCUCUCCUCCUUCUAUCCCUCGUAUCACGGACACUCACGCCGAGAGCAUCAGCCUGGCCUGGUCUCGGCCCGUGGAGGAUGGAGGAGCUGAUGUGAUCGGAUACAUUCUGGAGAUGCAGGAAGCUGGAGCAGAGGAAUGGAAGAAGGCCCAUGAAAAGACUCUGCGUACUACAGAGUAUGUCGUAACUGGGCUGUCUGCAGGAAAGAAGUACUGCUUCAGAGUGGCCGGCAUCAACAUCAACGGCACAGGAGACUUCAGUGAACCAUGUGCCGAGACUGAGCCAGUCGAGAGAAUUGAAACCCCUGACUUUGAGCUCCAUGACGAUCUGAAGAAGACCAUCUGCCUCCGUGCCGGUGGCUCCCUUCGACUCUUCGUCAACGUCACUGGCCGUCCUGCUCCUGCCAUCACCUGGAGCAAGCCUGGUGUCGACCUCCACAACAGAGGCUUCAUUGAGGUCACCAACAAGUCCACCACCCUCAUCAUUGACAAGGUCCACCGCUAUGAUGCUGGAAAGUACACAGUGGUGGCCGAGAACGCUGCCGGGAAACAAGAAGUCCACAUUCUAGUCAAGGUCUACGAUACUCCUGGACCAACUGGUCCAAUCAAAAUGAAGGAGCUGGCCAAAGACUCUGCCACCAUCUCUUGGGAAGCCCCAACCGUGGACGGCGGUGCUCCAGUCAACAACUACAUCAUCGAGAGGCGUGAAGCCUCCAUGAGAGCCUAUAAGACCGUCACAUCCAAGUGCAGCAAAACAUCAUACAAGAUUGAUGGCCUGAUGGAGGGCAUGCUGUAUUACUUCCGGGUCCUUCCUGAGAACAUCUAUGGUGUCGGUGAACCCUGUGAGACUCCAGACGUCAUCCUGGUUUGUGAGGUGCCUUUGCCACCACAGAAACUGGAGGUGAUCGAUGUGACCAAGAGCACCGUCACCUUGGGCUGGGAGAAGCCCGAGCACGAUGGUGGCAGCAGACUGACGGGCUACGUCAUCGAGGCCUGCAAGUUUGGCACCGACAAGUGGAUGAAGGUGGCCACGCUGAAGCUCACAGAUUUCGAGCACACCAUUGAGAAGCUGAAUGAGAAGGAGCAAUAUUUGUUCAGAAUCAGAGCCAUCAACAGCAGAGGAGCUAGCGAGCCCAAAGAGCUUGUUGCAGCCAUCACUGUCCAGGAACAGAGAGUGAUGCCUGUGGUGGACUUCUCCAGUAUUCCUCAGAAGGUUGUCAACGUCCUGGCUGGAAAGACUCUGGAGCUGGACCUUCCUAUCAUUGGAAGGCCUCCUCCCGUCUGCUCUUGGUACUUUGGCAACAACAAGAUGAAAGUCACAGACCGUGUGAAGAUCAAGAGCACGGGCAAGUUCUCCAAACUAACUGUGUCUGAAACCACUAUUGAUGACACCGGUGACUACACCUUGGAGGUGAAGAACGCAGUUGGUGUCAUCGCAGAAAACAUCAAGGUCAUCAUACUCUCUAAGCCUGAUGAACCGAACGGACCCAUCAGGUUUGAUGAGAUUGAUGCCACCACUGUCACCUGUAGCUGGGAUCCCCCGGUCAGAGAUGGUGGAGCUCCUAUCAGUGGCUACGUGGUGGAGCAGCGUGAUGCUCACAGACCAGGCUGGGUACCGGUCAGCGACUCAGUCAGUCGACCGAUGUUCAAAUUUGAGAAUCUAAAUGAAGGAGAUGAGUACGUCUUCCGUACAGCGGCCAUCAAUCGCUAUGGCACCGGAGAGUUCCUGCAGUCUGAGAUUGUAACGUGCAGGAGCUUGAACAAUGUGCCUGGACCUCCUGGUCGUCCGACCAUCUUCGAUGUUUCUCGUGACGGCAUGACCGUUGCCUGGAACCCACCAGAUGAGGAUGGUGGUCUUGAGGUUUCUGGAUACAUCAUUGAGCGCAAGGAGGUCAGGUCUGACAGAUGGGUACGUGCCAACAAGAACCCCAUCACCAUGACCAGAUACAGGUCGACCGAGUUGAUCGAGGGCCUGGAGUAUGAACACAGAAUCACUGCUAUCAAUGCCCGAGGUCUGAGCAAACCUAGUCUGCCAUCCAAACCAGCAGUGGCGACAGAUCCAAUCGAUCCACCAGGAUGUCCUCAGAACCCAAGAAUCACAGACACUACCAAGUCCACCGUGUCGCUGGCUUGGAGUCCUCCUGAUGAUGAGGGAGAUGCUCGUGUGGAUGGUUACCUGAUAGAGAUGCAGAAGGUGGGCACCGCGGCCUGGAUCAAGUGCAACACCACGCCAUCUCUGAUCUGUGAGUACACUCUGACCAACAUGCCCCAAGGAGAGGAGUUCAAAUUCCGUGUAAUGGCCUGUAAUGCCGGUGGCUCUGGAGAACCUGCUGAAGUCCCUGGAACUGUCACUGUGACUGAGAUGCUUGAAUCUCCUGACUAUGACCUGGAGCUAAAAUACAAAGACAAGUAUGUGGUCCGCCAUGGAGGAGUGGUUAGACUCUCUCUGCCCAUCAAGGGUAAACCUCACCCAACCUGCAAGUGGUCAAAGGAUGGUGGUGAGGUCUCCACCAAGGCCAUGAUUGUCUCCACUGAAGACAAGACUGAGCUGGUAAUCAAGGGAGCAGAGAGGAGUGACUCUGGUGUCUACAGCCUCCUGCUGGAGAAUAAGGUAGGCAAGAAGAAAGCUCAAAUCAAGGUGAAAGUAAUCGGCCGCCCAAGCUCUCCAGAGGGACCAUUGGUCUUUGAAGAGAUCCAGGCCAACUCUGUCAAAGUGUCCUGGAAGGCACCAUCUGAUGAUGGUGGUUCAGAGAUUCUCGGUUACAUUGUGGAAAGACGCGAAGCAGCUAGAAAUGCCUGGUACACCGUGGACUCCAGAGUGACUGAAACUCAGCUCAUCGUUAAAGGCCUGAAGGAGGGAACAGAGUACCACUUCAAGGUCACUGCUGAAAACUCCUUUGGUAUCAGCACAUCUCUGAAGUCUGAACAGCCACUGGUUCCCAAAACUCCACUCUGUCCUCCCGAGCCUUCAAGUACACCACCAGAGAUCAUGGACGUUACCAAGAGCUCAGUGGCUCUGGCCUGGUCCAGACCAAAGGACAACGGCGGUUCUGCAAUCACUGGCUACUUCAUCGAGUACAAGGAAGUGUCCGCUGAAACCUGGUCCCGCCAUGAGACCAAGAUCACCUCCACCAUGUUCACGCUACCCGGACUCACCCCUGAAAAAGACUACCAGUUCCGCAUUAUUGCUGUCAACGACAUCGGCCAAAGCGAGCCUGGACCUGUUUCUGACCCAGUCACAUGCAAAGAUCCAUUCGACAAGCCAAGCCAACCGGGCGAGAUUGACACAGUGAAUGUGACUAACAACUUAAUUGCCAUCCGCUGGCAAGCUCCAGAGUGUGACGGUGGAAAGGAGGUGCUGGGCUACUGGGUAGAGUACAGGAAAUCCAUCGAAAGCACCUGGAAGAAAUGCAACAAACAGAGACUGAAGCAAAUGGAGUUCACCAUGCCGGGACUGGCUGAGGCCACGGAAUAUGAGUUCAGAGUGUUUGCUGAGAAUGAGACAGGAAUGAGCAGGCCUCGUAGGACUGCCAUCUGCAUCAAGACCAAACUGAGUGUUGAAACUAAGCCGAGCCUGAGGAAGGAAAUGGAUGAAGUAACUACCAAGCUUGGCCAGCCUGCCAUCAUGAAGUGCCAGAUCAUUGGCAGACCUGUUCCUGACAUUAAGUGGUAUCAUGCAGGCAAAGAGGUCAUCGAGUCUCGCAAGUACGAGAUGAGCUCUGAUGGCCGCAACCAUUCGCUGUCUAUCAUGACAGACCAGCAGGAGGAUGAGGGAGAAUACACCUGCAAGGCCAUCAAUGAUGCUGGAGACGUUGAGACCACAGGAGUCCUGGUGUUGGAGGCUGCUCCAUCCUUCCACCCCGACUACCCAAUAAAGGACACUUACUACGCUGGCUUAGGAACCACUCUGCGCAUCCAUGCCGUUUACAUCGGCCGUCCUGAACCGAAGAUCAUGUGGCUGCAAGGAGCAAAGACACUGGAGAACACAGAGGACAUUAGCAUCGAGACCACCGAGCACUACACUCACCUGGUCAUCAAGAAUGUGAAGCGCAGAGUCCAUGGAGGCAAAUACAGGAUCAGACUGCACAACCACUUCGGCAGAGCUGACACCGCCUUCACUGUAGAGAUCUAUGACAAACCCGACAUGCCUCAAGGUCCCAUUGUUCUGGACGCCCUCCUGAAAAACUCUGUGAUCAUCAGCUGGAAGCCUCCCAAGGAUGACGGAGGAUGCAUGAUCACCAACUACAUCGUGGAGAAGCGUGAGGACAAAGAGGGCACCGAAUGGGAACUGGUGUCCUCCUCCAUCAACGGAACAUCUUGUCGUGUCCCUAACCUCGUCGACAGUGCUGGGUACUUCUUCCGUGUCUAUGCCCAGAAUCGCUAUGGCAGCAGUGAACCCCUGGAGCUAACUUCCCCCAUCCUCAUCAAGAGCCAGCUGGAGAAACCAUCACCACCUCUGUCACCAGUUGUUUCUGGAAUUACAAAGGACUCCUGUGUGGUUUCCUGGAAGCCUCCGCUCAGCGAUGGUGGAUCCAAGAUCAAGAGCUAUUGCCUUGAGCGGAAGAACAAGAAGGACAAAAAGGAAUGGACCGAAUGGACUUUGGUGACCACAGAUGAGAUCAAACAGACGGUGUUCUCCGUCAAGCGCUUGACCGAAGGCGUUGAGUACAUCUUCCGUGUAAAGUGUGAGAACCUUGGAGGACAAAGUGACUACAGCGAGGAGACCGCUCCCAUCAUUACAGCCAAUGCCAUGGAGAUCCGUGCUCCUGCCUUCAAGGAGGAGCUGAGGAAUAUGAGUGUCAAGUAUAAGAGCAAUGCCACCCUGGUCUGCAAGAUCACAGGACAGCCCAAGCCUGUGAUCAAAUGGUUCAGACGAGGAAAGGAAAUUCAUUCUGAUGGAAAGAAGAUUAAGAUUCAGGAGUUUAAGGGAGGUUACCACCAGCUGGUCAUCACAGAGGCUGAUGAGGAAGACUCCACCGUUUACCAGAUCAGAGCCACCAACCAAGGAGGUUCCAUCUGUGCCACAGUUUCUCUGGAUGUGGAAAUCCCUGCAAAGAUCCACCUGCCAAAGAACCUUAAGGACAAAGAAGCCAUCCCCGCCCUCCGUGGAGAGGUGGUCAAUAUCAAGAUUCCUUUCGGAGGCAAACCAGACCCCGUCAUCACGUGGCAGAAGGGACAAGAUCUUAUUGACAGCAAUGGCCACUACCAGGUCAUUGUCACCAGAUCAUUCACUUCAUUGGUGUUCCCUAAUGGAGUGGAGAAGAAGGACGCUGGUUUCUACAUUGUUUGUGCCAAGAACAGAUUUGGCAUUGACCAACAAACGGUUGAACUGGACGUUGCGGACGUACCUGAUCCUCCACGUGGCAUCAAAGCCAGUGACGUUUCCAGAGACUCGGUCACACUGAACUGGGUGGCCCCAGCAAACGACGGCGGUAGCAAAGUCAUCAGCUACAUCAUUGAGAAGUGCCCCACCACUGCCGAGAGGUGGGAGCGUGUUGCCCAGUCCCGGGACACCCGCUACACCGUCAUCAACCUGUUUGGAGGAACGAGCUAUCAGUUCAGAGUCAUUGCUGAGAACAAGUUUGGACAGAGUGCCCCGUCCGAGACCAGUGGGCCUGUCAUGACCAAAGAGGACAAAUCUAGAGUCCUGCUUUAUGACAGGGAGGUAGAUGACACUGAGCGUGUCCCCAGGGGCAAGGCUCCUCACUCCGAUGCCAAGAAUCUGCACAACAAAUACGCCAUUGCAGAGGAACUGGGCAGAGGUCAGUUUGGCAUUGUCCACCGCUGCGUUGACAUCAGCUCUGAAAAAACCUACAUGGCUAAAUUCGUCAAAGUCAGAGGUGCUGAUCAGACAAUAGUCAAGAAGGAGAUUGCUACCCUGAAUCUGGCCAAACAUGCCAACUACCUUCUCCUCCAUGAGUCCUUCGACAGCCCCGAGGAGCUGGUGAUGAUCUAUGACUUCCUCUCUGGUGCUGACAUCUUUGAACGCCUCAGUACAGCUGAGUUUGAGCUUAAUGAGCGUGAGAUCGUUAACUACAUCAGGCAAGUCUGCUCUGCUCUGGAGUUCCUGCAUGCUGAGAGCUAUGGACACUUUGACAUCAGACCUGAGAACAUCGUGUACACAACUAGAACCAGCUCUAAUGUGAAGAUCAUUGAGAUGGGACAGUCCAGACACCUGACUCCCGGAGACCAAAUCAAGAUUCAGUACACAACUGCAGAGUAUGCAGCUCCAGAGAUCCACCAGAGUGACAUGGUCAGCACUGUCACUGACAUGUGGUCCGUUGGUGUCCUCGCGUACGUGCUCAUAAGUGGACUGAAUCCUUUCACAGCUGAAACCAACCAACAGAUGAUCGACAACAUCUCCACUGCUGCCUACAGUUAUGAUGACGAGUCCUUUAAGCAGGUCAGUGUCGAGGCUUUAGACUUCACAGACCGCCUAAUGACAAAGGAACGCAAGCACCGCAUGACGGCAGCCGAGGCCCUGGCACAUCCUUGGCUCACCAAGCCGGUAGAGGAGAUCAGUGCCAGAGCGAUCCCCACUUCCAGGCAUAAGAGAUACUACCAGACAAUGGUAAGGAAAGAGUGGAACACAGUUGUCUCUGCUGCUCGUGUUGCAAGCGGCGGCUCAAUCCGGUCCCAACGCGGCGUCUUCGUCUCCAAAGUGAAGAUCGCUCCAUUUGAACAUGGUCCUGUUGCUGGACAGAUCAGCCACGCAGUGGUGAAUGAAGGAGAUAUUGUGAAGUUUAUCUGCAACAUUGAGAACUAUGACAGCACCACCGAAGUCACCUGGUACUGUGGUGUAAGGCAACUUGAAGCCGGUGACAAAUAUGAAAUUGAAUAUGAAGACGGUCUGGCUGUGAUCACCAUCAACAAGGUGACGAGAGCAGAUGACGGCACUUAUAGAUGUAAGGUUGUGAAUGAGUACGGUGAGGACAGUGCCUAUGCAGAGCUGUUCAUCAGUAGCAUUAGAUCGUACCGCGACUUCUUCACCACCCGCGUGGUCAAGAAAACGAAGCGUAGGGUUGACACCGCCAGAAUGCUCCAAAAGCCACCGGAGUUCACCCUUCCUCUGGUCAACAAAACCGCCUACAUCGGUGAAGACGUGCGAUUCGGUGUCACGAUCACUGUCCAUCCAGAGCCUCGUGUCAUCUGGCACAAAUCUGGACAGAAGCUCAUCCCCGGACAUGAUGACAGGAAGUACACCUUCAUCAGCGACAAGGGCCUUUACCAGCUGAUCAUCCACAACCUGGAUAAAGAGGAUGAUGCCGAGUACAGCGUUGUGGCACGUAACAGGUAUGGUGAUGACAGCUGCAAGGCUCGUCUCACUGUUGUCCCUCGACCUAAACCAGCAGACCUCACGCUGAGGCCUAUGUUUAAACGCCUGCUCGCAAAUGUUGAGUGCAGAGAAGGCCAGAAUGUGCGCUUUGAGAUCAGAGUAUCUGGACAUCCCACAUUGAAGUGGGAGAAGGAUGGCACACCUCUAGCAUUUGGACCAUCCAUCGAGGUUGUUCACGAGGGCCUGGAUUACUUCAUUCUUCAUGUGAGAGACACUCUUCCUGAGGACUCUGGUGUGUACAGAGUUACUGCCACCAACUCUGCUGGAUCCGCUAGCUGCCAAGCCACUCUCAAAGUUGAGCGCGUCACUCAUGUCAAGAAGGAGUACGAGCCCACUGAAAAGGAGAAGAAGAAGCAAGCUGGAAAGGAGGAAUUAGACAAAAAGGUCAGGCUGUCUCAGAUCAUGGCUGGUACUGUAGUCACACCUCUACCGCCUGCGGCAGUACAGGCUGUCAGGGAGGCAGCCACCAUGUUCAAACCAGCCGUUACAACUAAGAAGGGUGAGAAGACUGAGGCAGAGAUUCAGAAAGAAAAGGAAGAGAGGAAGAAGAGGGCAGAUGAGAAGAGGCUGCGUAUGCCAUAUGUUGUCCCCACACCUCGUGUUAUUAACCCGGCUGUUCUGGAGGAGGAUGUGGAGAUAAAACACUUCCAGCCUCUUUCUGACAUGAAAUGGUACAAGAAGCUCCGGGAUCAGUACGAGUUCCCUGAGCCAAUGGAUAAAAUCAAGCAGAAGAGGAUGAAGCGAAUCCGCCUCUCUAGAUGGGAGCAGUUUUAUGAGGUGCCCAUCAGGAUCAAGGAUCAGUACAAACCAAAGUGGCGCAUCUCGUCCUUGACCCAGGAUGACUUGGAGACAGUGAGGCCUGCAAGGCAUCGCACUCCUUCCCCUGAAAUGGACGCCUACCACCGCAUUCGGAGGAGGUCUCUGGGUGACCUGUCAGACGAGGAGCUGCUCCUGCCGGUUAAUGAGUACCUGUCCAUGAAGAGGAUCGAAGAGGAGAGGCUCCGUCUGGAGGAGGAGCUGGAGCUUGGCUACUCUGCCUCUCCUCCCAGCCUCAGCCCAGUUCGCUUUGAGCUGUCGGCCCUGCGUCCUUCGUCUCCUCGAAGAGCUUACAGCGAUGAUGAAGAAGGAGAAGAAAUCCACAGAUAUGACUCGUACCGCAUUCCAUCCAAGUACGAGGCUGGCCCGAGUUUCGUUGACCUGCGCCAGCGUCAUGACAAAGCCACUUACAAACCUCCAAGACAAAAGCAGAGGGUGCACGAGGAGAGAGAAGAUCUGGAGCUGCUGCGUCCCCACACAACGGCUCAGAGAAUCUCUUCUUACAAGAGCGAACUCAGACGCAUCGAUUUCGAGGAGAAGACACGAACCUCUAAAAAGGAAGCGACUGUUUCAGUAUCAACCAUCUCUGAGGCCACUGAAUCUGAGCACCUGACUACUUUUGCCUCUGAAUAUAUUCCUAAACCAAUCAAGAAGCACCCAAUGCCUGAGCCUGAGAGGAGGAGAUCCCCUACCCCAGGAAAGGCUGCAAAGACAGAUGUGAGCCUACCUAAAGUUGACUUCCUUUCCAGGUAUGAGGAGAGAAAGCAGGCUCUGAGAUCAGAGAGGAGGUCUGUGGAGAGUAGGGUGGAGGUGGUGACUCAGGCUCCUUUCAGCCUCGACCAUGCCCCUCGCAUCACCAUCAGGAUGCGAUCUCAUCGUGUCCCCUACGGCUCCAACACCAGGUUCACUCUGAAUAUCCAGGCCAAACCUGAGCCAGAUGUCAAGUGGUUCCACAAUGGACAAGAGAUCCGUCAGAGUAGCAAAUACCACAUGACCAACAUCAGUGGAGUUCUGACUCUCCAGAUCAUCAACUGUGUGACUGAAGAUUCAGGAACUUACCGUGUGGUCUGCAAGAACUCCAAAGGAGAGACUUCUGACUAUGCCACACUGGAUGUAGCAGGAGAAGAGUACGCUGCUUUCUCUUCACUCCGCAAAGAUGAGGAGCCCCCAUCCGCCCAUCUUCCUGAAAUGACCAGAACUGAGGUGUAUCACGUGUCGUCCUCUAAAACAGUGACAGAAUCCGUUACUGAGAGUGUGAAGGAGACGACCACCGUUGUUGAGAAGACGAGGGAGAAGCCCAGUGUUCCUGCCAAGAUCCUGACCAAACCGCAGUCCUUGACUGUAGAGGAAGGAGACAGCGCUCGGUUCGACUGUGAUGUGGACGGAGAACCAGCGCCUUCUAUCACCUGGAUGCACGAAGGAGUGGUGGUCGGCCCCUCGGCCCGCCAUCACAUUGUCUCCACUCAGUACAACUCCUCCUUCGAGAUCUCUGCCGUUGAGGCGUCAGAUGAAGGCAGCUACACUCUGCUGGUGGAAAAUGCUGGAGGAAAACAGGAAGCCUACUUCACUCUGAACAUCCACAAGUCUGAGUCCAAGGACAAAGUCGUGGCUCCUCCAAGAAUCACGUCUCCAGAGGCUAAAUCCCCUCUGGCCAAGUCCCCUGAACCAGUCAAAUCUCCCCAAAGAGUCAAGUCCCCUGAACCAGUCAAGUCACCCCAAAGAGUUAAGUCUCCAGUUUCACCAAAGUCUCCAACACCAAAGUCCCCCACCCCCAAAUCCCCAACUCCAUCCGAGAAGGAACGAGUGAAAGAAGUCAAGAUGUCCGCUACAGAGGGCGAGUGUCUGACUCUGAGGGCCAACCUACCCGGGGCCACCGACAUUAGAUGGAUCCUGAACGGAGUUGAGCUGGCCAACUCAGAGCAGUACAGAUAUGGUGCAUCUGGCCACGACCAGAUCCUGACCAUCAGGUCGGUCAGCCGGGAGGAGCAGGGCUUCAUCACCUGUCAGGCUCAGACGCUGCAAGGCCUGGUCCGUUGUCAGUUCAACACCAUGGUCACAGCAAAGAGCUCAGAAGCCCCUCAUUUCCUGGUUCAGCCCAGGUCCCAGAAUGUGAACGAGGGACAAAAUGUUAUGUUCACAUGUGAAGUUUCAGGAGAGCCAUCCCCCGAAGUGGAGUGGCUGAAAGAUAACAUGACAAUUUCUGUCACAGCAAAUGUCCGACUGAGCCGCACAAACAACGUUUACAGUCUGGAGAUAUGUGACGCCACAGUUUCAGACAGUGGCAAAUACACAGUAAAAGCCAAGAAUCAGUUUGGCCAGUGCUCUGCAACCUCAUCCCUCAACGUACUCACUCUUGUUGAAGAACCAACAAAAAUGAUAAUUGUGGAACAAAGGGCUUCGGCCUCGAGCAUGCAGGAAUGUUUCUCAGCCUCGUCAGUUCACGCGGAGGCUGGCGGUUUUAGCAGCAGCUCCCGCUCUGCCACUACCGCUGAGUGUUCGUUUGAGAGCAUGUCUGCGACAAGCAUGUCGGCCAUGAUGUCUGAGGCCGUGGUUUCCAUGAGCUCCAGCCAGACGAUGCAUAUGUCUGCUCACUCGCAUGUCGAGGCCUCGUCCUCACGGAUGGCCCUCACCACAGGGGCUAAAAGAGGCGUCCCACCAAAGAUCGAAGCUCUUCCUCAGGAUGUCAGCGCUGAGCCGGGGAAGGCCCUGACUGUGGCAGGGCUGUUCUCUGGAGACCCCAUCCCCUCCGUCCAGUGGGUGCGCUCAGGUCGGAUCCUCCCCAACGGGGAUGAACGGAUCCAGGUGGAGAGCAGCGAUGACCUCUCGACCCUGGUGAUCUCGGCGGUGAAGGAGGCCGAUGCCGGAGCGUACACGCUGCGACUGUCCAAUGAGCUCGGCUCCGACUUUGCAACCGUCAACGUUCACAUUCGGUCUAUGUAAAAAAAGAAAGAGUUAAUUUAAGCCCUGCCUCCCUCUGACCCUUUUUAUUUAGAAUCAUUUACCUGGUGAAGAUCUGAAUUUCUGUUCUUGUAAAUAUGAACUAUUUUUGUACCAAACUUGACAUUAAUUUAUGCCAAACUAGACUAAAGUCUAAAGUUGUUAUAAAAUGUGCCAUAUUGGACAAUUAUGACUUAGGAUUUGUGAACCUCUUUUCUGUGACAUGUACAUAAUGUAUAUAGCCGAAUUGAACGGUUAUGGGAAAUGUAUGCAUUGUUAUUUAUGACAAGAAUAUGAAACUGAAACUAAAGAACAGAUGCUAUAACAGGAGAAAGUUUCACAUGGGACGAAUACCCUGUUAAACUGAGAAACUAAACUCUGUGCCUCAACAACAAGUUGAAGUCUAAGAUUGCCUCAACAGGUAGAGAGGCUCCCUGUUGAUGUCCUGUACCAGAAACACAAAGACAAAGUUCUUGUUUAGUGGAAUCACAGUUUUCCUGUGAGUUGUGAGCGUAAGACCCUGAGUGCUGUUUGCAUUACCCUCAUGUAAGCAGCAUGACGCGGCCUUGUUGCUCAGACUGACUGAGUCGUACCACCAUGAUUUGAUGUCCUGCAGAGAGGGCGAGCGGCCUGCACUCUCUGCUUUUAGAUCCUUUUUAUUAUUAUUUUAUUCAGAGCGCUAUUUCUGAGGCGGCACGGCCUGAACCGGCUGCUCUGAGAAACAUCUCCUGGCCAAGAAUCGAGUGGUCGGCGGUGGCUCUGCCGUCCAGAAACAGCGCCACCUCUUGGAGGAUAGUAACCUGUUGACAUGUUGGUGUGUUUGAGUGUUUGUAGCUUUUAGUGGUUUCAGCUGAUCAGCAGUCGAGGUCUCUGGCACAGAGAUGCCAUCUCCUGUGAGGAGCCGUGUUUAAACCCUCAACUGGAUUCAUUGAUCUGUUGAUGUAGAACUGUAUUUCAUCCUCCUCGAGUUUUUGCAUUACUGAUUUAAUAAAGCAUGAUUUCAGCACUA